ACACUUGUUAUCCCUGUCCUCCAUGGAUGGAGCUAGGUUAGCUUAGCUAAUUUAAACUCUUGUGAGUGUGUCAGUGUGUCGUCCUCAGUUUGUAUAAUGAAGAAGGAUACCGACUGAAGAGCUUCAGCCUGUGAACGAGAGGAAACCCGUAGCUUUUUUCCCCACCGCAGCCCCUCGCGAAACUAACAUGAAACUAUCCUGAAGUUAUUUCUGUGAAGAUAAAACGAUCCAAAAGAUGAAGUAUGUGCUGCUGCCACAACCUGGGAUAUAGCUGCGUGCCACCUCGAGGGAGCUUUCGUGUUCACCGGUUUAUCAAGAAGUUGAAUUCCCAGGUAAGGUCAACCCUGUGCUUGGGUUUGGUGUUAUAUUUUAACAAAGUAAUGGACCACACGGAGCCCAGUGGAUUAUUUUAUGACUAAAAGGAUUGUUUGACACGAAGAGUCGAGCACCUCUUCAAAAGGGCAACAUUGUCUAACUUAAUACGUUGUUACAGGCGGAGAUGGUUUCCAUUGUGCUCCUCUACAUUGUUGGUGUGUUUGAUUCUCUUACUCAUAAGAGCAUUGAGGUUGAAGUCAGUAUGUCUCGAGUAUGGCAGCAGGUGUUCAGGCAACAUUUAAAUUAGUAUUUUUCUCUCUCGGUCAGUAUUUAUUCCUAAUCUAAAUAACCAUCUUGUCAAUCCAGGAGGUGUACUCAGAUUAGGAACAAUUAAUCCAAUAAUUUCAGGCGGAAACGGUAAAAUCAUCACCACAGUAUGACUUGAAAAUCUAUGGUUUGGAAAUAAAAGUAUUGUGAUUUUGAUGUAGAUAAUUUUAACAUUUAUAAACAUUUUUAAAAAAGCACUUAUCUGUCUUUUCAGUGAGGAUAUUUUUAUGAUCGUUUACAAAUAAGAUACCAUUUACAUAUUAGUUUAAAAGUGCAUUAUUUAGUUUAUUUACAUGUGUUGGGUGUCGCUUGUAUGGUGGCCCUGAAGGUCAACUUUACAAAAAUUUCAUGAACACCAAAAAACAUUUAACUGAAAGCUGAGGCAAAUUCACAAAUACAAACGUUUCAUGAAACUCAAAGCAUCUAAUGAAAGUACAUUUUUACCAUAAGAUAUAUAUUUUAUGGACAGCAAUAUUUUUUUACAGAAAAUAACCAACCUGUCAUGGGGGGAAAAAUUGCUAAUUGCAAAAGAAAUUCAUCAAAUACAUAAGCAGUUAAUGGAGCUCAGAAAAUUUAUGAAAAUAAAUACAAAGUGACAGAUACAAAACAUAUUAAAAACAUUCCACUUAACAAAAUAAUAAUGAGACACAGGAACAUUUUAUUAAAUGCAAAGUAUUUCACUGAAAGCAAAAAUGUGUAACAUAACACAAAAAUAUUUAAUGGAACAAGCAAGGCUAAAAAUCCAUGAAAGAGAAAUAUUUAUUCAUAUUUAUUUAAAUAUUUAUGCGUUUAAUGAAGUAGUUUUGGAUAAUAUAAAAUGUUUUUGUGUUUUUACUCUGUGUUUACUGAAAUGUAUGCAUGUUGUGUUUGUGUUCCCUGAAAUAUGUUUGUGUGUUUGGACUGUUUCUCUGUUUCAUGAAUCUUUUUUUGAGAAUUCAUCUGUCCAGUUGCCUUUCGGGGACACCGUUCGAUGCAGUGUCAAUCCACUGGUAUCUCAAAUUUUUCCGAAAAACAUUUUGGUCAUGAAAUUUGAUCAGGGGCCCAAUUCUUACUCAACUGAUAAGACGCAAGCAGCUGUGACUUUAGCAUAUUACUUGUUGAGGUUGACAACACUUAAGUUUCAGAAUGCAAAUCCAAAUGUCAUUUUCCAGUUUUUGUGGCGUCAUUUUGAUGUUACACAACGCCCUAGACAAAUUUCCCUGCAGGACAUCAAAGUUAAUCCUACUCUAUUAAACUGUCUGAACAAGUUUGUGCUUUCACAGAACCCUAUGGUUUGAAGUGUUCAAACACAAGUCACACUAUCAUACUUUUAUAGUAAUGUCGGGGUUUCAUAGUGAAGAUGUUUAAUUUAAUGCUUUAAACAAACUGACAUUCACAUAGUAGUCUGUCAUAAGCUGUAAUAUUGGCCCAACAAGGUUAAAGGAAAUGAUGCACAGUGUUUGCUGAGAAAAUAGUUCUGUUACAUUUGUUUCAGACAAUUCUGGGAGUGUCGCAAAUUAUGAAAAAUAUGUUCUGCUGUGAAAAUAUACACCGACAUUAACAGCAUAAUAAUGCUAAAAUAGGAUUCUUAUAACUGUUUACCAUAGCUGUCACUUAUUGGUUUUGAAAACUGUGUGGAAAUCCAUUUUCAGGGGGAAUUCAAAUUAAUUGACAGGCUUGUAGUUUUUUUUUGUUUGUUUUUUGUUUGUUUGUUUUUUUUUGGGGGGGACAACAGUAAACAAGCAAGUUGUGAAGUUCAUUACACUAAAUCAUUCAGAUACUGCAAAUAGAGUUAAAUAUUACAAAAGAAAUAUUGAAAGACCAAAAACUUUUGCAGACAAGUUGACAAUCCAAACUUACUUAAAAUUGACUCCUGAACUAUAUUCUCCUCAGGAACAAGAUCUGCAUUAUUGCUUUACAGCUUUGCAGUACUUGCCUGUUUCUUUUGUCUCUAGAAUUAGCAGUGUGUCUAUGAAAAGUUACAGAAAAAUGUAUCGUGAAUCUCUUAUUGUGAGAUAGAUUACACGUGGUGCGCUGCAAAAAUGGUAAACGCAGAGACACAGUCUUGCUCUGUUCUUGGUCCUACCCAUGGUUCGUUGCCUUUGACACACUCUGCCUAUUAGAUUGCCUCCGUCCCUCUUCAAUAUCAACUUCCAGCUGAUCCAUGCUCUUGUAACUGGCUUAUAUUAGUUCAUCACAUCUUUAGCAACAACUGUUUUCUGUUUUGAGUCAUGGUGUGUAAAUUGCGCUGUAAUUCUUUUUAACUCCUGAUGCCUGUGGUCAUGAUUUUGCAACACAAGUGCAACAUGUGUUCAAAAUGUGUUGUUCAUAAGGAAGGUUGUUAUUAAAGUUUUAAAAAAAGAUAAAAUGAGAUCUGUAAAAUGUACCUAUAGGUGUAGGUGUUCAAGGUUUUACCAAAAGAGUGAUCAGUUCAAUAAAUAAAUUCACACCACCGACUGUUUGGGUCAGAAAGUGGGGUUUAGUGAAAAACAGUGAAACACUCUUCAAGCCACACCGUAUUUUAUGAAACGUAGAUUAGCUCUAUCAGAUUGGCAAAAUCAGGCGGUGCAAAGUAACUUCAAUUUAAUUCCAGGGCAUGAUUAUUUGACACCUUUCUGUCUUUGUCUCUCUACUUUUCUAGAACCAAAAUGGAUACUGAAGGUUAUAAGACUGAUCAACGCUACACAGAAGCAGACAGACUCUGGCAUGUGAAACAAAAGUCAGAAGAUCUGGAUCUGAGGAGCAGAGAUGGUGAGAGUUACAGCCUGGUGGAAGUUUUUCUUUCAGGAGGAGCACCAUGGGGAUUUACUCUCCGAGGGGGACUGGAGCACAGAGAACCUCUGCUCAUAACCAAGGUAAAUAACUUGAAUGACUCUUUCUUUGAUCAAAGACAAUGAGCCAGUUUGCUGGCUCCAGUAUGGUGGAGAGGAUUUUUACAUCUUAAAAAGUUUUAAUCAUGAUGUUAACCAACAAAAAAAUGCUGUACUCAUAAUUAUACCAACAAAUUUCUGAAGCCUCUCUUUGCUGUAGAUCUUUUUAGUAUGUCAAGACAAAGACUACCAAAUCAUUCAUCAUUUGCUGAGAAAAUACAUGCAAAAUAUAAAAUUUCCUGCCUUUUAUCUGUCUGCUUGUACUUUUAAGCGUUGGUAACUAAAACUUAUCAGCCCUCCCUAACUGUUGUAAAAAAAACUGAGGAAAGCCUCAAGCCUAAAGUGUUUAGAAACUUUUACAAGGGACACAACGUGCUACUAAAAGCUUAGACUCUUUGGCUUUGCAGGAGAGACACAGAGAGGGUUCUUGAAAUCUCUUAGCUAAGUGUCACUUAGUGUGUUUACAUGUUUAUGAAAAGAUGAAUUCAUUAGUCUAACUUAAUCUGCUUUUAAAAAACAUGUAAACAUGUUGGUCAGAAGUUCAAAUCACACCAUGUUGUAUCUCCUACAGUUGGACUGACAUACUCAGUGAGUUUGGGGAUUGAUUUUUUUCAUGCAUGUUUAGGCUCCACUGGACUGAAACUGGCCUGAGUGGUCUGUACAUGCUCCACAGUUUGCACGUCAGGCUUUGACCUGAAAGUUUAACAGCAUAAAUGCGUUGUAGGAAACCCCCACAGAAAAAGAUUGGACAUGGUAUGAGACGAAGCUGUCACAUCAUGUGUGUGACAGGUACAGAGCUGUAAACCCAUUAGUCUCUUGCUAAUGUGCUUUCAUGAUUGCUUUGGUACAUGAGCCUGACUUAACUGUGCAUGUAAACGUGCUGACUGUCUAUGUCACUCUCUACAUGGCACAGUCUUUUUUCCCCCAUAUGGGGUGUAAGGACACUAAAGAAUUUGUAGGUUCACCAAAUGAAGCAACAAGUGCGCCACCUUUAACCCUCGUCCAAUCACAUGAUGCCCAACACUCCUGUCAGUUUUAUGGAAAAUGAAUCAUGUUGGCACAGGCGCUGAUGUCGAGCGAAGUUAAAUAUGAUUCUCUAUGCAUGUGUUUGCACAAACUAUUGCUUUUGUCAGCCUUAUCUCAGACACUCAAAUUUAAUUUGAUUACUUCAUAUCCUGCCGUGAAAACGCUGCUCACAUAUGGUUGAUUUAAUCCUUGUUUAAUACACGGAAGUGAAAAAAAUAUUAAGUAAAGAUGAUGAUAUGAAACAUUUAUGGCACUUUCUACUUUUGUUUUUGUUUUUGUCUAAGUCAUGAAACAUCAGUAACUUUAUGUGUAGAUUUACACAUAACAUCACUGGUACUAGAAAACUACUCUAGACUCAUGAAAGCUGCAGAAAACCCUGAUUUAAUUCUAGGCACAUGUGUAAGUUCAAAAAAUUUUAUGAAUGCCAAUCUGUGGUGAAGUGACAGUGUGACACACAUAAAACAACCUGAUCUGAAGCUUAAAUCUGCUUAUUGCCACAUAAAUAAGCUAAAUAUGUGAUGUAUUGGGUUUUUUGGUCAUAUUUAAAUGAUGUGUUUCAAAGGUAUCUGCCUAUUGAUAACAUUAAAAGUCACAGUAUGAAUCAAAAUAGUAAUUUCUGGAAAUAACAAUCAAUAUUCAUAAGUAUUCUUCCCUUACAUGAACUCAACUCGUGGUCAGGGGCAGGUGAAGAUUUUGUGAGUUGCUAUGAAUGAGUCUGAACUGCUAAAAACAUUGAUAAAUAUUUGUUUGCCCCUAAAUUUUGUUCUGCUCACAGUUUACAUAAAUAUGUUGCUGUGAUCCCUGAAAUAUGAUCUGAUUUUACUCACUCAUAUUUUACAACCAACACAUGAAUUACCAUGAAAAAUCACACCUGAACUCAUAGCUCCUAGAUAGGCCUGUCACGAUAACAAAUUUUGCUGGACGAUAAUUGUGCUACAAAUUAUUGCCGAUAAACGAUAUUAUUGACACCGUCUUUUAAAUGAUAGAUAAUGAUAUUAAAUGGCAUAAUAAGGCGAGUACAACUUUAAUUUUCACCCACGACGAAGACGUAACGUUGACGAGCUAAACACAAGUCGGAGAUGACUAAAAUGUGACGAGACGAAAGUGCGUUUACGUUGAUGGGACGACACAAAAAUGACGAACAGAGUUGCAAAACUCAGUCAGUUAAACGCUAAACAUAUAGGAGCAGCUUCAGUCCGCUCUGACAGCUCUCAUCAGCCUGCUGUGCUCCUCCAACACACAGACACACACGAGCGCGCGCGCACACACGUGGAGUUUUGUGGUUGACGAAAACAAAACUGAUUUAAAGCCGAAAUAUUCCCACACUUGGGCUGUUGCGUUUGGUUUAGACACCAAAGCUGUCGUGUUCAUUCUGUUAGCUUGCUUUUUACUCACGACGCUCACUUGCAGCACUGUAUCCAAAAGUCUGUGUGCCUGUGCGCGCCUACGUGUACCUGUGCGCGCGCCCCCUCGUGACAAAGACACUGAAUGACUGACAGGAGGGUUCACUAACUCCGUUCAUUCCGCUAUAGAGCCAACGCUCCCAGGUGCCGAGAAAAAUGCGCAGAGUGACACCUCUUCUCUCAUCCAGCGUGUUUGGUAGCGAGAGAGGAGGAAAACAAACGCACGUCAAUUAUCGAGGCUGGCAAAAUGACCGACCUCGUUUUUAUUUACCGAGCGAUAAGGCGAUUUAUUGAUUAUCGCGACAGGCCUACUCCUAGAUUAUAAUGCCCGCUGGUGGUGAUUGCCGUGUUUUUCAAGAUAAAAGCCUAACCUGACUACAGCAUCCACGAGGGGGGAGGGUACCCAAACACAGAGCCUCCCAAUCAGCUCUGACAUCAAACUGUAGCCUCAUUUCUCUGUUGACUGUGUAAUGAUUUACCAAGAGAGACCUUGCAAGUUAAUUUGACAUGAUCACAUACCAGCACCUGUUUGUCAGGAGCUGUUGUCCAUGCUCAGUUUUGACCAAAACCAGGUCCAAAGUCCAGCUCAGGUGGACAAAACUCAGAAUCUUUGGCAGCACAUGAGCUCAGAGCGACAGAGCUAGGACCAGCUCCACUCAUGUGAUUGUCGGUUUUACAGCCAUUUACAUUCAAAUGAGAAGAAUUCUGACUAUUUUAAGUCUCUAAGCUUGAAGAUUAAAAGCUGUGGUGGUCACAUUGCUAACUAGUGUGAGGUGAACCAUUACCCAGUAGGACUGCAGUUUUUGGUUUUACUGUUAAUGUGCUGUCCCUGAAUGCCACAUGCGUACUCCAAGGACCAACAAAAGUGGACCUGUUUGCAUCUGAUGGUGAGAUUUUCAUUCCCUCAACUUUCAGAGAAGUAUUUACAUUCAACUUUUCACCUGUGUAAUACCUACCUUUAUGGUCAUGCUUUAACAGUUUUGGCAGAGUCUUGCCGGCUGGCACUUAAAAGACAUAUUUUAGUAAUCUAAUAAGGUCAAUCAGUCAUGGAAUAGACUAAACACAUGUUUGUCUUGAAACGUGUCUGAGUUCAGUUUGCGUGUGUGUUAUUAGAUCCCACCUGGACCUUUCCCUGCACUCUCAUAUUUUUUGAGCUGGGUAAAAUUUCACGGUAGACUCUGUGGUACCAGGAGCAGAAGAGGAAUGUUGGAGCUUUGUUUGAUUUUCUAAAUGUAGUGAAUUAUCUGUGACAGCCUGAAGCCCGCUGGAAUGGCGUGAUGGGAUAAGUGAAGUCAGGAUUAGUGAUUUGUGCUCUUUGGGAGCGGUUCUCAGAUUAUAGCCACUGAUUUACAAAGGUGUGAUGUUGAAUUAUUCGUAUUAACUUGAUAAAGUUGGAAGUGCUGAUCCUCUAACAACAGAACAAACCCACACCUACACUGUGAAGAGUGCACAGUGUGUCUCCAGACAUCAGAAAAAGGAGUUUAAGGCCUCUUCCUGAAUUAUGUCUGACAGACACACAGACUCAGCAUAAUGUCAGUGCAUUUUGUACUACCUGUUGUCCAUAUAUAUCUGUGCAGGUUUUUUUCAUUUGUUCAGUCUAUUAUAAUGUGGGCUGUUCUGUCACCUGUUUGUGAACUCUGUCCUCUUUAAUGUGACUACAUAUCUAUCCUGUCUGAACAUGUAAGACUACAGUAAUGCAGAAGCUUGACUGUGGUCACAAUGGAUGUUUAACUUUGUUAUGUAACACUGUUUUUUAACAGGUUGAUUAACCCGAAACCUCAAAAAUCUUUUUUUUUUUUUUUCUGUUGAGAAUGUAGGAAAAACAUGGUGUAGGAAAAAUUAUGAAUGUAGGAAAAACACGGUGUCUUAGGACGAUAGUUUCUGAUUUUAUUUGCAUGGUAUAAAUUUGUUUUUAAGCCUUCUGAACAACACAGCAAAACUGUGGAAAUUAACACCAUAGGUUGUAGCUGUUUUCUGACGUGAACUCUGAUCAUUUUUUUGUGAAUAUCAGGAGCUCUGACCCUUAUAUUUUCUUGAGUUGAAUGUUCACACUUGUACAUGUGACAAAAGCCUCGUCUCUUUGUCUCACGUAUCAGCAGCGUCAUGUAUCACGCAGCAAAUAGGUUACCAUUCUAAUCAAUGCUGCAUCGCAUAGAGGACGCGUAUCAGCUUCAUCUCAACUCUUUAUCAGAAGCGUAUCGAGCACAGCACUGCUAAAGAUACGCGACAAGUCUAUUUUUGCUGUUGUUGUUAUCUGGUCAAACACCUACUCCCUUACAGCUGUUUCAGGCAUUAAAAGUAAUAACAGAGAAAAGUUGCUGAUUGUCUAGUUUGCUUCUGAGGGUCAUAAAGAGGCAGUAUUAUCAGUCUCAGUCAGUUAACCAUUUGAACACUCCUCAUAGUGCCUUUAACAAAGCCACAGUAUCAACAAAUGAAUAGAAAAGAACUUACAGGUGAAAAGAAAGGUGUAAACGGCAGUCUCAUUGGGUUUUAGGUUCUUUUUAAUCCCAUUGUGUGCUGUAUUCCCGUAUUCACACGAUGACUGAGGAUAUCAUAGGGCUGCUCAACAAAAAUCAUAAUCACAUCUACUUUGAUUGAUGUUGACAUAAUGAUCAUAAAAGCCCCUGUGAGUAACUUUUAGUAUGUGUCUGUUUGGGCACCCCCUGUGGACAAAGUCAGUACUUGCCUAUCUCAUCCUCAUCAUGCUUUGGCAGUGUUGUCCCAUCCUACUGUCUUCUUACAAUCAAAUGGAUCAUUUUUUGUGGACAUUUAACAUGGAAAGUGUAGAAACUGUGCUUUUUCUGAAGCAGCCCCACUGAUACCUACCCUUUCACAGCAGUCUGGUCCACGAAUGUAAAAAAAAAAGGUCCUCACAGGAACUUCAAACACAGUUCUUAAUGAUUUAACAUUUGUUUAACAUGCAUUUAUGAAAUCUAAAGCCUCUUGAAAGACUGAACUCCCAUUGACAAGUGAACAAAAUUAUCCUCUAACUUGUUUGUUUAGCAAAGCAUCCCUGCCUCUUAGGAAAAGUCAUAAUCGAUAUCAAAACAGUGUGCUUCCUUUUUUGACUUGAGCGGAUGAUGGCACUGAGACAAAAACAAAACAUCAAGACGAAAGUGCCUGGACUUGAUUACAUUUAGUGACCAAAAAAAACCUGCUGUAUGUCAAACCCUAUGAUAAAAUUGUUAAAAAAUUAUAAGCUGGGUCAUUGUGAAGAUUCAAAGAUUAAAACAAGCUUAACCUCCCAGACCCUGGAGUUUAAAGUCGCUCUUUUACUGAAGGUGUGAGAUGAGCUUAGUGGACUCUGAAGCAGUAAGUCACAACCUGUUCUCAUCACCUACAUAGAUAUAUAUCAAAGCCUUUAAUUAUAAGAUAAAUCUCAUUUUCACGUGUGUCUUUUAUAAAAAGGGUUGUGUCAUUUUAUAAUGUUUAAAAAGCACAAGAACCAGCACGUCUGAUUUUCUUGUUUGUUUCCUGACUUGUGUAUUAUAUUUAAACUAAAAGAUAACAAAAAGGGCCCUCAGUUUGAUGAGAGGUUUGGAGUAUUGCUUCUUAAAAAAUCCUGGAGAAAUCCUGGAUCUAAUUAAAGUUCCUAACAUUCCUUUCAUAGCUCAGGUAAAGCUCGAGGUCUUCACAGACUUAAACUCCUUAGUCUCAAUAAACUUAUAUAAUCCUGUUUUACACAACACAGCUGGGCAUGCAGCACCUCAUACAUCUGUUUCCUCUGCCAGGGUCACCUUUAAUUUGGAAGAAAAUAUUGUUUGCUCUGGGAGAACAAAUAACAGAUGCACUGAAAAAUGACUCUGCUCUCAGGCUGUGAUAAAUCGCAUACAGGUAAACAGGUUUUUACAAUUAUUAAACCCUUGAGUACCUUUUAAAGUUCCCCUUUAUUGUUUCAGGAUUGCUCAACCUGUGGAGCAAAGAUGAUGCAUUUAGGAUUAUAGCUAAGUGUGCAGGUAUUGCUUUGUAUUUCUUACUACUUUCACCUGAAUUAUAGCUGUAUUAUCUUAGCACUACUUUUAAGUUUCAUUCAAGAGUAAGAUUUUUAAGUUUUAGACAAAAACAAGUCUCUUAAAUGGCUUUCUCUAAACAAUUAAUGCAGAAUAUUAAAAACAUAAAAAUAAAAUCAGAGACCUUCUGAUAAAGAAAUGUGAACAAAGGUCUGAUCUCACUCUGAGAUCAGAGUUGUGCAAAAUGAUCAUAGUUCUAUUACAGGGGUCCCCAACUACUGGGCCUUGGACCAGCACCAGGCCUUAGGUCAUUUUACACUGUGCUGCAAAUGGACCCAGUCGUGACUAAGAGGGUGGUUGUACUUUACAUAUAUGUGCUACACUGUACUGUUGUGGGUUUUCCUGGAAAUGACCAUCUAAGGAGUGUAACAAUCCUCCCACCCCAGAGAGAGAAAGCAGCUAAAACGAAGUGUUUCAGAUGGAGGCUGAAAUGAUAUUAUUUUAAUAUGCCACUGUGAGAAAUAUGAGGCUUUUUUCAUCUUAAAAUUGUCGUGUGAAGCUUUUAAAGAGGUAUCAGAAAAAUAGAGUCUGAAAAAUGCACCCACCCCCCAGAUGAGCUGUCAAAUUACAGCUGUCAUUCAGGGUAUUUUUAAGUAACCAGUCAGCACUGCUCUUCUUGUCCUCACUGUGAACAGCAUUUAAUUAUUUAUGUAAUAUUUUCUUUUUUAUGAUGCCUCUUUGAUUGGCGUGACCUAAGUAGCUGUCCUGACGACGUGCGCUCCAUGUAAAGGUUUACAGGGUGAAACAUUAAAAACCUACUCUGAUGAAAAUUAUGUUUUUUCUCGUUGUCUACAUGUUCUUAUGGCAUUUUUCUGAUGCCACAGGAUGUAUCAUGAGAAAACUAAGUGCAAAAUUGCAUUUCUGAGUAUUUUUGCAUUCAAAUCUCUGUGAAUCUCUGACAGACCCAAACGGCAGGUUCAGACACAGUGAGAUGUUCUAUGUAGAAAAUCCAAGCUCCGCCCCCAGAGCCCCGCUAUGCAGGCCAGGCUUGUAGAAGUAGAGAGGACAAUCACGGAUAAAAAGUGUGCUAAUUAAUAUUGAUAUAUGAUAUUAAUUUUUAUCAUGUCCCCAAAGACAUUAGGGUCUCAGAGCCGAAUAGCUCCUAUGUUAUCUGCCACUUCUACUACAGCAGCAAUGUUAGGCUACAAGCUAGCAUGAAGAGUAGUGUACAGCGCUGUCUCCGCCCACAACUCAGGGGUGAAUUGCUAAUGAUCUACUGGGGCUCUGCAGAAGAAAAGCCCUUGAAAAAAACACAGGUAAUGUGAUUUUGGCUAAAAACUUCAUAAUCACAAUUUAAAAACCACUGAGAACAGUUUAAGUAAUAAAAAAAAAGAUCAGAGUGGGACUAAAAUUUAACAUCACUGACUUUGAAAAACACACCACUUUUACUUUACUUUUACUUUUCCUAGCUUCCACUUUACUUAAAACACACAAACACACUUCUCUCCUCUCUUCACUGGUGGCUAAAACUGUGAUUUAAAUCACAAUUUAAAAACCACUGAGAACACUUUAAGUAGUAAAAAAAUGAUCAGAGUGGGACUUAAAAUAAAGCAAAGUAUAUCCUACAUUUAAACUGGUAUGUUCUUUAAGAGUCUCAAGUACAUGUUUCUCAUGACCUUGUCUGCAGAAGUACAUAGCUUUGCUUCAGCGUGGGAUCUGUGGCUUACUAUCACUACAUGCACCCAAACAAUAUUUAAAUGUUGGAAACAAAUUUUACAGCAGUCCAAGCCAAUUUCUUUAACUCCAUGAGACCACUGACAUCACCAAUUUACCCUUUAAUGUGAUUCACAUUGAUGUAUUCAUGUUUCAGUCCAAACUGAAGUGAUGGACAGACUGACAGGCGCUUCAAACAUCCGUCUGAUGAUAUAUUUCAAUGCUUCAGUGUCAGUAUGCAGGCAGUGUCUAAAACCACAGAGGAUCUGAGUCCAGUGCCCUGUCAGCAGAAAAGACACAUUCUUUACCCACAUCACCACCACAUCCUUCCCUUCACGUCCCUCAGAGAGACACAAGGCUAUUUUUGAGGACACUCAAGCAUCCAGGAUGGCUGGAGUCUGCCUGAUUAUAGCUUGGAGGAAGAUGAUAAACAAAAGGCAUGCUAUGGCUCAUGCUGAUUGGGCGACUGAGGUGACAGAUGUUUAGAAAAGCAGCAGAAAUCUCCUGUCUUUAUGCUUUUAUGUUCCAAUUCUCACCAUUUGUCUUUUUUUAUUUACACUCUCAAAUGCCGACUUAUUGUGGAGCUGUGUUUCGUCUGUGAUUGUUUGAAACAAAAGCAGCACUAUUGUGCAGCAUCAGGAGGUCACACAGGUUACCCUGCCAUCAUUUGUUUUUAUGAACUAAAAGUUCAGAAGCUCCUCAAAAACAGUCAUUACAGUACCACCAUCAGACAUUUUUCUAACUGAACUUGUUGACUUCUCAGGCUGGGACAGAUGUGAUUUAAGUCAGUUUUGUCUUUGUUUCUAAAAUAGGUACAGUUUAUUUGGUUUUGUUUUUUCUGCUUAGCUUCUGUUGACUUUUUCUUGCUCUCUUAAGCAACAGUUCAUCACCCCUGGCAGCAUAGUUUGCUGUUCUUUUCAGGUCACUUAAUCAGGUAACCAAAAUGUUCCAAAUGUUCCUGCUAAUUAUUUUGACUGCAUGUCAAGUUGCUUGCUUCUCUAGUUAUAUCAACUUAAGCAACGGCCGCAGAAUAGCAAUACACAGCGGUCUAUAGAUCCACAUGAAAAGGUCAACCAAAAAGCCACUCUAUAGCCACAAAUAAUGCUCAGAACAGCAUCUAACUUCAUCAACAGUACAUAUAGGGUCCCAGCCAUAGUACCAGCCAUCAAACAACUUUUUAGUUUUGCCUGAUUUAUUUAGCUUUCAAAGAGACCAAACACAACUCACCCACUCUCCUCCAGCAGCCGCUUGUUUGUGGGGGGAGCCCUGACGAGUCCAUCACCGAGUGCAGCAGAGUUUCGCAGCUCAAGGAAGAACAUUUAUGAGCAUUAAAUCAUGGAAAUGCAAUCAGACCGAGGCGCUAAGGCAGAAGAACUACCGCAUCUGUAGUGCAAAGUGAUUAUUACGAUGAUUAUUACUUAAAAGAAAUGAUCUGCUUCACUCUGUAAAUGACUCGUCAGGGCUCCCCCAACUUUCUUGAAACAUGUUGCAAGCAUCUGAUUUAAAAUUAGCAUUUAUUUUUCAAAGAAUAAAUAUCAUUUGACAGAUUUUUCAUUUGAACUGUUGACUUUGCACUAUUUACUGUCAAGUAUAGGGUUUAAAUCAAAUAAAGUUUUAUCAGCAAUUUACACAGGGUCCCAGCUCUUAAGGAAUUUAGAUUGCUUAAGUGUAACUACUCCAAUGUCCCAUUGAUCAAAUAUUUCUUCCAUGCUUUAAAGUCAAACAUUGUUCAUGUUGUCAUAACCUGCUAUGUCCUUUUGGACUGUAACUUCAAGUUCCUUUUCUUUUUUUGUCCAAAACUGACGAAACUUUGCCAAACUCUGGUACACGUUUGCUUUUAUUAGCAUGAACACACACACUCACCUAACCCUGACCCUAUUAUAAAUACACAGUCCCCCUGCCUCAGAGACAUUUAACAUACUGACUGAUGCAUUCCCAAACGUGCGGAGUGCCACAAACUGAGUAUGAAUGUAGUUACAGAUAAGAAACUAAAUAUCAGCCGAUAUUUCCUCAUUUAGAUUCUGCACCCUGGACCUUUCACUAGAGUCUUAGGCUUUGCAGUAAUCUUGCAAACUCCAAAACAAUAUUUUUCUCUGCACGGUGAGCUAAAAACUAGUUGGGAUGUCCGUUUGUGUGCUUGAGUUAGAUGUUUUUAUGUAAGUAACAUAAAUCCCCAGUUUCAGGAGAACUCUGUGGUGCCUUACUGUGUUUAAAAUGGACACAAACACCAGAGGAAUCAUUCAGUGAUUCACUUUCUCAACAAAAUACAUUACCAUAUCAGGACCAUUUCAGGAGUCCAGCCAGCCGUCAUAAAAAUCCCCGGUCCGCUCUGCUUACCUCUGCCUUCACAUCGUUAUUAUAGAAAAAUGAAAAAGGGCUUUGAUUGGAGCUAUCUGGGCUCUGGAGGAUAAAGGCUCUAUAACACGUAAUGGUCUGUAAAUGUACACAUACCUCAGAGGUUAAGUCAUGCAGGCCCCUCUCACAGGUUGAGAGUUGAUAAUCAGCUGCAGAGCUUUUCUGUGUUAAUGUGCCAACUGCUGGCCAACUUAACUCACAGUUUUUCUCUCCUGUCUGAGCUGGACUGUUCACAGUAUUUCUCUCCUUUCUGAGCUGGACUGUCCUACACUGUUCAUUUCUGACUCUGAGUCAGCGUGAGGACAGCAUUGACCUUAACACUCUCUGUAUCUGUCACUGCAGAGACCUUCUUUUCAGCUCACUUCUGUUCAUAUUCAGCAGGUCUUUUCCAGAGGUACACCGACACCAGCAGCAUCUGCUGACUUCAGUGUACCGUACUGUGCUCACUUCCCUUUGACGUAUGUGUUAUUCCAGGUGUCUGCCCUCAAACAAACACAAUACAGUUUGUUUAUACAUCAUGCCACUGGCUCACACAGACACUUUUUGAAGUAUUUUAAUCGUCUUUGAUCCUUGUGUUCAAAACUGACUAACCUGCUGCUCGCUUUGUUAAACAGGGUGUUUAAGCUGUCACUGUUACCUUAUAAAAUGCAUCAGGAAUGUCAACAACAGAGGGACCGGGGGAUUUGGCAUGUUUUCUGUGUGGAUGCUGCCUCUAUGUUCAGGAAGACACUGCUUUAAAAAAUAGCACGCAUAAGUUUCAGUAAUAGUUUCUGUAUUAGUUCAUAUGUAAGAAAAUAUUUUGCUGCCAAAUCAAAACUUCAUAUCAAUCAGUUCAAUCAAUUUUUUAUUUAUAUAGCACCAAAUCACAACAGUUGUUAUCCCAAGACGCUUUACAAAAAGAGCAGGUCUAGACUACACUCAUUGUUUGAUGUGUUAUGAAGACCCAAGCUUAAGAUGGGAAAGAUUGACCCAACUCAUCCAACAUGAGUGAUGCGGCAAGGAAAAAGUUCCCUGUAAUGGGCAGAAACCUAUAUGUGCAUCUUAGAGGAAGAAAACUGUUUUUGUUGGAGACGCACAAUAUCACCAAUAUGAUGUCAGUAUCAGCAGGUAACAGCUAAAAGAGUUACUUAUUAGUUUAUAUUGAUAUCCUUAUUUGUAUCGCUUAAUAUGAGUUUGAAAGCUUUAGUAUAUUGGAUUAAACAAAAUCCCAUCCCUAGUUUUCCUUAUAGUAUCCAGAGUGUUUCCUUUCAUUGAGUUUUUUUUUUGUGAUGCUCUUUUUUCUCAUUAUUUCUUUUUGAAUAUCAAGAAUUCAAUAUCUCACAUAUGUCGCCAUGAAAAAAUGGUAAUACCUAUAUGAUCAGAAAGAAAAAAAACAAAGCUAAACACUUGUGGGUUGGUGUGCAUGGCCUUUAGUAUUGAGCAUGUGGAUAAGCCCAGCUUUUUAUACUGUAUGUGAGAACACUGUAUCUUUGUGCAAAAAUUUGCGACUUUUUAGAGGUCUGUGCAUCUCUUAGUGAGACACAUUUCCCCCUCUUGCCUCUUUGUACUUUUAGAUAAAUCAGUUAUGCUGCUGCCUUUGUUUGCAACGGCCUUGGAAGAAACUUUGUGAAGUGAGCAGCAGUGGAAGAAGUUCAACAGAAAACCUAGAUCUCAUUUUUCAGAAUCACAAAAACAACUUAACCAGCAAAAUGACUUUAUUACUCAGACCUACAUUAGGUCUUAACAUAUCAAGUGUAUUAGUGAUGGGUUUGUACCUGCAAAUGACAACUGGUUCUUUACAUGGCAGGACUUUAACAGAAGUAUGGAAAAGAGAGGAAGACAAGAGAAAAGCUGAAUCUACAGAAGAAACUACAAACGCUUCAGUAGAAGGUCACUUCAGAACAAUCUGCGCUUAUAGCUAGAUUUUAAAUCCAUGGCAAACAUUAUUGUUUUUCUUAUCACAAGUGUUCAAACACUAAGAAGCAGUAAGUAGCACUCAGGUUAGGUUGUAUGAGGUUACUUAAUCUCUUUCACAACUCAGUGGUGGGAACUUUAAGGAUAACAGAAGUCUUUUGACACCCACUUAUGAACUCUAGAUUCAGAGUUUUUGGGGUAGCCAGUUUAAGUCUGCACUUCCCCACUUUAUGUUAGCUGUGUUAUCAUUGUGGCAGAGAUUUACAGAGGAGUCUGGUUUUAUCUGAAUUUCAACUCCUUCACUGAUUUCAACAGAAAGAGUGAGUCUGUGUUUUUUGAGUUGGUGCAAUGGAACUCAGCUGCACUCUGGGCGAACAGCUGUGAGAUAAAGAGCUGGUGUUAGUAUCAAAGUGGAAUUUUAUAAACAUUUGCCAUGCUCAGUUUUUCUUUUCUUUUUUUUUCGCCAAGAUUCAACCCAUUUUUUGCAGCAUUUUAAGACCUCAGUCUGCUCAUCUGUGGCACCUCUCUAGUCAGAUACAGACCUGGAAUGUAUUGUUUUAAGAAUGGAUGGAGGAAGCAUUAAGGAAACAAGCACUACCGAAGUGUCCUGUAGCUUAAUAAGAAACCUGUUGUGACUAGUGACUUAAAAAAGUUAUCAAACUACUUAAAGUUGCCUUUAAAACAAACUUUUCAGAGCAUUAAACAGACCAAAAAGGAGCCAGAAAUGACUGAGACUCAAGAUGUUCAAUGUUACUCCAAAUAUGGGCAGAAUGGUUAAGAUCUUUUGAGUGUUGACCUCCUUUUAAAGGGUGAAUACAAAGAUGAAAUAUUUAAAAAUAUAAAGUAAGUUUGAUAAAAACAGUAUCAGAGCAAAUACAUAUGAAAGCAAAUUAAAAUAAAGAAAAUGUAAGAGGUUUAAAAUUAUAGGUGUAAUUCAUAGCUGUCAAGUAACCCAUUUGUGGAAAACUACCGUAUUUUACUCCUCUUUCCCGGCAUCUUCCUGUAUUAAUAUUCUUCCGUAAAUCUCCUGCGUUAUAGUAUAUAUAUAUAUAAAGAAAUCUUCCUUUAUUUUCUAAGGUGUGGACACAUUGAAAAUUACAAGGUAGCUCAAUUUCAGUCAAGUAAAUUUUUAUGGAUAUCAAACUGUUUUUUUAAUGACCUGGGUGCUUUUUUCACCAGGUUUAAAACCCACAUACAGCCUCUAUAGUUAAAACAAUGAAACACUGUGCAGCUUUAAAAAAAAAAAACUGUCAUUAUCAGCGAUAAGAUGAAAGCAUUUAUCAGCUUGAUCACCACUGCUCCCUGGAGUUUGUCCUCUUAAAAGGUGAAAAUAUGUGUUUAACUCUCUGUUUUCCAUCUGCUGUGUUCUUGUUGCAGGUCGAAGAGGGCAGCAAGGCUGCAGCUGUAAGUCUCCAGGUGGGAGACGAGCUUGUCAACAUCAACGAAAUUCCCCUGAGCGGCUACAGACAGGAGGCGAUCUGCCUGGUGAAGGGCUCCCAUAAGACCCUCAGUCUGGUGGUGAAAAGGUAGGUAACCAGUCCCCCGUCCCCUCCCCUACCCUCCUGUGCCCUCUCCUCCUACAUCUGCUGCUGUCACAAGUGCAUCAGGUCCCCAUGGUAACAUUUCUAACAAACCAAGGCAACCGAGGAGUGGAGACAGAAGAUCCUGGUCCCUGCAGGUGUUUUCCUCUCUGUCCUGUGUCAGCAGACUGGCUUGCACUUUUUUGGGAUUCCUUUCUAGCUGUGUGUGUGUGUUGAGUCUUCAGUAGCUGGAUGGUCCUGUUUCACCAGGUUUCACAGAGUUCAGAGUUGUGACAGUUUUUCAGGAUCAAGAUGAAGAAGGAAGAGGUUGAAGGUGACAUCAUGUACUCUGUGAGCAGGCGGUGGGGGCAGGAAGAAAGAAGAAGCAUAUGGGGCUGUUUGUGUCAGAGAUUUGGUGUUAUCAGUCAGUGGUGAUAAAGUUUUAUGGUUUGUUUUCUUUGCAGCACUUACACCACACUUCUUUCUUUUUUCCAAAGAACUGAUUGUUUAUAAGCACUAAGUAUACUAUCUUGACAGCCUCUCUCUAUAACAGAAAACACCCUUUGUGACCUAUUGACUCUGAAGUAUUAAGUAUGUGUGUCUUGUUUAACUGAUGAGUCACUUGUCAGCGUGAGAGCUGCAGGACGUCUUUACGAAUGGCCUUGUGUGUGUGUGUGUGUGUGUGUGUGUGUGUGUGUGUGUGUGUGUGUGUGUGUGUGUGUGUGUGUGUGUGUAACACUGCUCCCAUUGUCUCUCUGCUGUCUGCAUUUCAUUCUGCAUUGUAUCAUAUCAUAACGUAAUCCCUGAACAAAUCCUACCGUACAAGGAAGUCCUCUCACCAUUUAUCUCUCCACAAGGACGCGGCAGUGAGGCUCACUCAUUGUCUUAUACUCUCUGCGGGCAGGCCUGUUACAUGAUCUGGAAACAAGGAGGCAUUACUGUCUAUACAGUCUGCUUCUGUUUGAUUUACUCGUGCUAUUGUGGGAUGAUUAACAGCUCUAAAUAAGCGUUUGAGUCUAACACAAACACACAAUUUUCAGCAAAUCUAAAAGCAGCUUACGCUUAAGAGGUUUAUGCCCAUGGGAUAAAAAAAAGCAUACUUUUUCUUUGUUAUAUAGCACAUUCUCUGUAUGUGCAAUAAAUGUAAAUGGGGCACACUUCAUCAUCAUUACAUAGCUCUCAAAUCUGACCUCCACACUACUUUAUUCUCAGCAGUCAUGAGGCUUUUUUGAAUAUUGAUAAAAGCAUGCUUGCCCCAGAGAUGGAAGAACUUCAGUGACUGUGAAAUAUGGAGGAUGUUUUCUGGUAUGACUGAGGACAAUACGAUGCUAGCAGUUGAAUCGCACUGGUAUUUGUUUGUGUAAUUUUAUCAACCACAUUUACUGAAAGGUAGGCUGACUAACAGUAACAUUUAAGACAUAACUAGGGACGCGUUGAUUGAGAACAUUUGAGCUGAAACUGAUCUCCAUGUUUAAAUGACAAUAUAGCUAAUUCUGGCACCAAUAUUUUUAGAUAUAUCGUAUUUACGAAACUAUGCAACCACAUGGUAUUGACGGACCAUAGCAGCCGUUGGUCAGCCUGCUUUGUUAUCACUUUCUAAAAUUUCAUUAUUUUCUACAUUGUUAGCUCAAAAUAUAUGAUUCACACAGCAUGGCAAUAUUUUGUUGUAUACAGUAAUCCCUCGUUUAUCGCGGGGGUUACGUUCCGAAAAUGACCCGCGAUAAGUGAAAUCCGCGAAAUAGAAAACUUUAUUUUUUUUUUACAAUUAGCAACUAUUACAUGUAUACAAAUACAGUGACUCACGUGUAGGCCGUUUCACUGCUCUUCAGACUGGGCCGCUGCAUCCUGACUGCGCUCUGCAGUGUUCUCUUCUUCUGAAGCCCGCGGUGCAGGUGUGUUUGUUCGGGAGAAGAACAUAGUGAUAGGCAGCUGUUGUCGCUCUUUUUUCUUCUUUGCAAAAAGAUCCUUGUACACCGACAUGCCACCAUCGAUUACGUUGGAGAACUGUAAUGAACGGCUCAUCAAAGGGUCCCAUUCCUCAGCUACUCGCUUAAGUUCAGUGCAAGUUAAGUGCAAAAAAUGCAUUAUGAAAAUCCGCAAAAUAGCGAAUCCGCGAUAAGUGAACCGCGAAGUGGCGAGGGAUCACUGUACAUAGACUGUAUAUAGACUGGAUGCCUGGUAAGAGUGGUUUGUGCUCAAGUCCUCUUUUGCUAUUAAAGCUAUUAGAGGGUUUAUGUUUUCUAUGAUUGACACUUGAUACAGCCUAUGGGCAUAUAAAGAUUGCGUAGCUCACCCGGGGAUACGCUGUUUUGAGCCGAGUGUCAUCAUAGCAACUCUCGGCGACUCCCCCGCCGAAUGGGUGCAAUGCUACUGCGCAAGGCUGGUUUCACAAAUUGGAGAAAAAACCUGGAAAUACCGAUAGCUAUUUGGCUUCAAAUCCGUAUACUGACAGAGGGUGGAACCAAGUUGUCCAUAAUGUAUACAGUCUGUGAUAGUGAACCACCCCUGUCUUCUGUGAGUCUACUUAAUCAACUCUUUGGUUGUCUUCUCUGCUGUCUGCCUCUUGCUAUACGUCUUGUCAUUGUUAUGCGAGACACACCAAACUAAGUGGAAGCAUCAAUAUGAGAAACAUUAAGCAACAAAGCAAAUGAUGUCAAUGGCUCAGAGUAGUUUGAACUGCUUUUCAUUUGGACCUGAUCCAACCCAGGUGACGACUGAGCUUAGUCAUGAGGGGUACACUGGCUUUACAGAUAAGUAGCACAUUGUGCUAAUGUGCCGUUUAAUUGCUUGAUCUCAAGAACAAGACUUUCAAGACUUUUCAGAUGCAUACCCAUGAAAAACACAGUCUGUUUUAAGUUCUUCAGUGUGUUGAAUAUUGAAUAGAGUUUCCUGAAUCCAGUGAGGAUCUUAAGUGUCUUGUUUUUUUUCAGAUUAUUUCUGGCAGUCAAAUAUACGUUUAUGUUGAUAAAUCCAGAGGAAAAUGAUCCAUAUACUGAAUAGAUUUAACAGCAGAGCAUGCAACUCAAGUCCAGGAUCUGGUUAUUGUCAUAUCUGUAUGUUUGUAGUUGUAAAUGGAGAAAGACAUUUCCUUACAAGGACGAGGCUCAUUGUUCAUAUUACAUCCUAUCCUGGCUUUUAGUCCCGUGAGACUCUUCCUUCCUUUUACUCGUCUGUGUUGAAGAAUUUGGUUUGUUCUGACCGUCUCACAUAGCUUCCCCAGACACUCAUUUUCAAGGCCACAAUAACACGUCUGCGUCUGAUUUAGAAGACAGCAGAAUGAUAGUUGUUUAUUAUACAACCUCAAAACUUCAGCCCAUUACUUGUUCUUUUUUUAUCAAAGUUUGGACGCUUCAUGUUAAGCUGCUACUGGGAAUGUUUUUAGUGUAGCAUUCCUCAUCAGUACCUGCACUCCUCAAAGAAUAGCCUGGAUGUCAUGUUUGACUGCAGCUCAAUCUGUGCCUGAGCUUGUAAAAGUGUCAGCUGUGAAAAACCUCUCCUUUUAUCUGAGGGAUCAUGUUGGAUAGCUGGAACGAGGAUCAGGAAGCUGUCAGAACCUGCUCCUGUCCACAGGUGUGGUCUCUUUACAGGCAGCACCAGGGAGGAGCCUGAUUGAUUUUGCAUGCAGUGACUCAUGUGAGAUUGUUAGUGCAGUGUCACAGGAAGAGGGGAAGGGGAGAGGCCUGUCGCACGUCAUAUUGAGCACAGGCAGGUGUGGUUAUCUGUGGGAAACAUCUCCAUUUCUUUGCACAUGCCCCGACAAAACUGCCGUAGACUGAGCUUCAACUUUGGUCGGUGAAAUGAGGAAAUCUGAAAAUAGAAAAAACAAAAUAUGGGUGUUGGCUAAAUUUAAAUUGCAUGUCUUAUUCUUAAUCUGUUUAACACUUGCCAGCUGCAUAGAGUCAAACACUAUAAUUGACCCACGCUGUCAGGUUGCAGCUGCAUGCAUUCCACUGUGCUACUCUUAUUUUUGGUAGCUGUAAAAACUAAAAGCAAUGAGUAAGAAUUCAACCAAACAUUAUGCAUUUCAAGCCAUCGCAAUAAGAAGCAUCUCUAGCUGGCCUGGUGUCCUUUCUCUCUACAAUAAAAUAUCAUCCAUCUCAGUACAUUUUCACCCCACCGAGCCACGUGGUCCCCCACCACAGAAGGGUUUGCCGUCAGAUUCAGACCCCCCCCCACCACCACCACCACCACCAUCACACACACACACACACACACACAAAUUAGUCUGUUUUUGGUCAAAAAUUUAAAGGUUUUAGUCGACCAAUAAUUCCUUGGUUGAUAACAGCCCUUGUGGCAAAAGUAAAAAUUGUUCACUGGUUGCAAGAUGAAAAAGUGAAAAGAGAUUCAUGUUCUUAUAGUUUGUAAUUGCCACAACAAACAGGUCUCCUGCAAUGAUUUAAUUAUAGCAAAUUUUCUUCUGGUUUUCCAUCUGUAAAGAAUCAUUUCAAGCUUCUUUAGAUACAGUUGGCACCUGGAUGGGGAAAAACAAUAUUAUUAUCAUUCACAGAUACACAGAAGAAGAAAAAACAUUAUAAUAUUAACUUUAACAAAAACUAAGUUGUUUUUUUUUUUAAACAUUUCCUUUGGCAAAUAUUCGCAAUAAAUUUGAAGGUAAGAAGGAAGCAAGAUGUAAUUUUUUUAUGGGACCCACCCAUCAGAUGUGUACUGGGCAAAAUUAGUAAAAACUGCUUCGUCCAAUAAAAUUUUAAUGUCUGGAUCAGGGAAACAUAACAUUAGAGUUACUAAAGUGCUGACUUCAGACAUAUAUACAUAAGUUUGGAUUUUGUACAUCAAAGGCGACUGCAUGGUUUUUUUUACUCAGCUCUGUACUUUGAGUUGGAUUGAUAAAACUUUAGGUUGUGAUUUUUAAGUGUAUUUGUUGUGCAAAGAGCCCUCAUCACUGCUCUUUGACACUAUGAAUCAUGGUUAUUUUUUACCCUAGCCUUAUUUAUUACCUUAUUACUUAGUUUUUGGGACAUUGACUCUAUCUGUAACAGAUCUUUUCAUUUGUGCUAACUUUGGUGCCCCCUGUGGACAAAAAGCUGAUCUCUUGUUUCUUGGCGGAUCUUGUUCUGUACAUUUGUGAGUAGUGUUUCCUGGUGGAGGGCAGCUCAUUCUGCUUGCUUUAUGGAGGAAGUAACCUUAAACUUUGGCAUCAUGUUUUGCAUUUAGGAAACAGAUAUCCGCAGCACUGAGCACCAAGAAAGUGAAAAAAGAAAUGGUUUAUCAGAUUUUGCAAGAAUAUGUCGCGGUAAAGGGGACCGGUCUGAAAGGUUAAACCAUCUCCUAGGUUUUCAGUUGAACUGUAUUAAGAAGACACACAGCUCUAACUUUCACAUUUUUAUUUUCUGGGCAGAAGUAUUUGAUAUGAGCCAUGUUGCAAAAUCCAGGUGUCAGUAUCAGCUAUCAGUCUCCAUGAGGGCCAGAGAAACACAGAUGCAGUAAAUGACUGUAGGUGUCACCUCCUCUCUAAGCCACUCUUGUUUGGUUAAAAGCAGCAGAUUUUCACUCAACUGCAGUUAUGUGUAUGUGAUUAAACUGUGUUUGUGUACAUUGUGUUAAAAGUGGCUUAAUUCAGAUCAAGAAAACAAACGGCAAACACUCUGGUACUUUAUGUACAGGGCAAUCACAGGUCACCAAUUCAAACAUACUCUUGUUUGUUGUUUUGGUAGCAGUUAGAGUUAAACUACUCUGCCAAGAGGUGCAUACAUCGUACAUCUACCUCUCCUGGGCAGUGAGGUAAGAUUAAAUAUUUUCAUCAGGCCCCCUGCAGUCUGGCCUGUCCUCCUUUUUCCUUUCCUGGAGGCGCUUCUUGUACAUGCAACAAACAGCAGAGUGAAUCAUUAAACCUAACCACAGAAGCUGGAGGUUUGUUGUGGCUUUCUGUUUCCCCCUUCUGGCUUUCUAACAGAAGUACCACAUUAACUAUUGUGCUUUAUUGUCUUGCAUGAAAAGACUCAGCAUCUGUUCCUGUCUCCUGUCUCUUUUUUAACUCAUUGCAUCUAUGUGGCUUUGUUAAAAAAGAUGGACCCAGAGGUUCGUGCACCAUCCAGAUACACCAGGAAAAGCUCACUGCUCGCCCUUACAGUAUGAGCGUUCAGCUGGAGUUGCAUUGCAGGGGCUUUGUUUUUCAUAAUAAGCCCCCAGAGUAUGUCAGGAAUGCUGUGUUCUGAAUUCUUGUAAUAAGCAGAUUUGUUAACAUUUUCUUGUUUCUCAGCUGAGAAAAUCACAGUUUGGAGACCUCUGUGAAGCCAUGUCUUAAAUGCCCCCCCCUGCCCUCGGCUCCCCUAUUGGUUAGUGGACAUGCAGUCACCCUCACAGUGUUAAUCUAAUCUUUGCAUCCUUUUGUCAUCCUGGUUUAAUCAAAGAGAACAUUUUGAGCUGUGAGGGUUUUUCUCCAUGUCACAAUGAAAUGAUAUGUCUUUACAAAUACUUCAAGAGGUUUGUACGUGAGGUUUUUUUUUAAGUCUAUUUUGGAACAGACUGAAAAUGAUACUGAUGACGGCACCAAAAUCAAUACAGACCAAAGCUACCUCACAGCAGCUUUACAUGAAAUUUACACAAUGAAAUUUGGUCUGUUUUAAACAAUCUAUCUUUGAAGUGAUCCUUAACGCAACGUUUUCAGGUACUUAUGUAACGGUUGAAGCUUAAAGUUGUAAAUUCAAGCACAUCAGGAUGGUGCUUCUCACCUGAUCUAGCCUCAGGAGUCCUCUGCAGUGACAGUUGAGACCCAAAUUUCUGGAACAUGUCGUGUCUUGUUGGUUGAGUUUCACCUCCGUGUAAACAAAUGUCCACUCACUACGACUCCUUCUACCUCUAAAACAAGCUUGUGAUGCAUACACUCAACUCCUGCUUGCCUGAGAGUCUACCCUGUUGAUGACAGCACCCCGAAAUUCAUGGCGGAAUUGAAACCAGUACACCACCCACCACUAGUUGGAGCCAUGGCAGCCUGAUUCAAAGGCAAGCUAACAGAGGAAUUUUGUUGCAUAUUUUUGUAGUGCUUGCUCCCAGAAUAUGUAUAAAGCCCAAGAUCUAAAGUACUUGGGAUAAUUUGAAGUGACUGACAGGUUGUUGGCUAACUCAGUCCAACAGUGAGAUAAAUUUCCUGUGAACUGUGGUAACUGAAGUUGUCUAAGAUGCCAGACUCUGCUGCAGUGAUGUGGUUCAGACCCUCGCUCUCAGCCCAAAUGUCUCCAGGUGUUUCUGGGUUGAGGGUCAGUGCGGACAGCCACUGACUUGACAGCUGGUAUGCCACUCAGCUCAGGAAUGUGCUGGUCAUUACACGCUGCUCAUGGUUCACCUCUCUCACCCGAAACAUGACUGGUUUGAUUGUGGGUCCUGCUGAAGAGGGUCUUUGUCAGACCCUCAGGGACCAAAUAGAAGCACCAGCUCACCUGAGAGGUGCAGGUUGCCUGAAUACAGUUUCAGCAUAUUUCUGCGCUACAAUGUAAACGAUGCUGCACCUGAUUUAGCUGCAUGUCAAACAUUAGUUAAUGCAUCCACCUGUCUAAGAAAAAGGAGGCUGGUGGGGCUGGUUCUCAUGUCAUGGGAAGAGUUUAUUCACUUGUAAUGAAAUCACCGGGUUUGCAGACUCUCAUUAUGAAAACCUUGUUUGGUCUGUAUGCUCAGUUGCUCCUCUCACAAUAGAUCUGUGUGAAUUUUAUUGCCUCUCUAUCAGCUUCAGAUUAGAACCAUUCUCUCAGCAGACCUUUUGGUUUUGUGCCAGGGGACAUUUAAUGAGAUGAAGAAAAUUUCCUUUUUGUCUCUCAGAGAUUUUCCCAAGUGUUUGAUUGUUUUUAGCAUCGUCGCAGUCUGCAGGCGACGGUUGAGUUGCUGGAACACUCUACACAAAAGAACACAUCAGUUCAUAUUACAUUGAUUUCAAUGCAGAGUUUUGUUUCCCAUACCAGCGUUGUUGCAAGUACUUUUACUAGCUUUAAUCAAUGACUGCUUGAUAGUUUUACAAAAAAAUGUACUUGAAUACAUUGAAAUUACUCAGUAGUUGGUGCUCUUGUCAUUUCCUGUAUCUUUUUUGGGUUCUUAUAGGCUAAUUUAAUAAAUUGUGCUGCAUGCUCUUUGAUAGAAACUUACCCCUAUGUAGACAGUCUGUAAUAGAUGGUACCUCUUAAUUUGGAGGACAGUGGAGAGUUAAAGCCUGAAAAUCCAGACUGUAUUCAUUUUGUUUACUAGAAAUACAUUAAAAUGCAAAUUUCUGUGAAAAAAAAUAAAAUAAAAUAAAACAAUAAAACAGAAUUAAAGGAUGACUUUGAGCUCAAACUUCACAGAACAGGUUUGUUGGGAAAAAAAACAGUAUGAGUGCAAUAAUGUAAGAGAAAAAAAAUCACCUGUCUUUCUAAUUCUGAGGUCAAAGGAUACCUUGUAGGUCUGAUUGUAGAUGUAGGGUUUCAGGAUCUUAGGGCUGAUUGUCUGCAUUUGCCUUUUAUUUUAUAGAGGACUAAUUACAUUAAUUUACCAGUGUGCUUCUUUCUUCACCACCGCUGUGUCUUUCCCUCUCUGUGUGUUUUCUUGCACCACUUUGGCUCACCUAAUGCUGUCUGGACCAACACUGUCUGAUUGAGCAGACGUUACUCAGAAGUUUGAUGUCGGCUGUACUGUGAGUGUAGCUGGUUAACCGUUCAUUUCUCUACACAGUGUUGAUGAAAAACUUGCUAAAAGGUAUCUUAGCAAAGUUUUAUGAUGGAGUUCAUGCAAAUCAGUUCAAAAUAUUGUUUCUCGUUAAUGAUCAAUAAUUGCUAUACAUACUCCCCCUGAAAAAUAAUAUUUGUUGCUGCUUAACUUUAUUGGCAUGCUAGGCUAUUGCUGCAUCUUUUGAUGAGUGGAAUUUAAAUAUUUACAAAAUAUUAAACACUUAACCUUUGAGGCCAAACGUUUAAUAUCAAUUAACAUGAGCAGACAAUCGUUUGAAUGACGGUUUAAUCCUUAAUCCUUACAUUUUAAUGCAGACUUGUUUGUCACAGAAAGCUGUUUACAGUCCACUCCCUAAUAAAGUCACAAAACUGCUGAUUAAUGUGCAGGACGCUUCAAACAAAUCAGUUUAAUAAAAUGAUUCUGACUGGUUAUAAAAAACCUUUAAAUGAGAAGAAAAGGCUCUGAAACUGCCCUGCAAAAAGUGAGCAGUGAGUCAAUUAAGCGUGCCAUUUCCCGUUAUUACUAUGUACAGCCUUGUUAAUUAUGCAUGAGAAACUGUAUUAAAGUAGAAUGAACAGUUAUUUCUUUAAGUCUUCAGUAUCCUACAAAUGUUUGGUUGUCAAACCACACCAAACAAUGAAAAUGUGCUGAAGUCAGGAAUCCAAAGUUGUAUUGGCUGUGUUGCCGACGUCUUUCCUGGGCAGUUGCAUUGCUCAUUACUUGAGCCUUUCAGGAGCCCUCCACCCUAGUAUAGAGCAACCUGUUGCCAUGGUAAUGGUAUAAAUGCAGGUCUGGUGUACAAGAGGGGAGAAGAGUCCGGUUUUCUAUUCCUUCAUUAGCAUAUUAGCCCCUUAGAGCCAAUGAAACGAGGCAAGGUACGGGAAUACUCUGAGGGGACUGGCUGCGACAAUAGCCCUCCUCCUUCCUCACACACUUUUCCUCCCCCCCUCUCAGGGGUAAAACCCCUCGUAAUCCCAGAGGAAAUCUCCCCUCGGUUCAAACUAAUUCUGCCUAGAGAAGUUAGUUUAAGUCAUGGCUGCUCUGUGUUGAGUGUGAAGUUGAUGUAGUUGUUGGUAGGUGUGUGUUCUCAGGUUGUGAAGGUGGAGGAUGCUCAGCAGCCUGUGUGUCUCUUUGUUGUGGCUUUUCUUUGAAGUGGAGUUUGGUGUCUGACCAGCCCAAGGGUCACUUGAUGGUUUCAAUCCCAAACUGGGCUCCAGUAUAAAUGUGAUUUAUGAUCUUUUGGAUUAUACAUUCAUCUUUUUGUCUAUUUUGAGUUCCAUCAUCCAGAUGUUUGGUGAGUCAGAGUCAACGUUUUUAUAUGUUUCCAUCCAUUUUGAACUGUGGACUUGUGUUUUUGUGGGCCUCCAUACCUGAUGUUUUUUUGUUUUGAACAACUGGGGUACACAUUGGGGUCUUUUUUGACCCUAAUACUCUGUUAUUGUUUUUGUCCUAUCAUUCAAUAUGAGGUCAGCCAUCAUUUAGGUUAAGCCACGAUCAGCUAGACUUAGCAUUUCAAAACCAAAUUAAUCUUUGAGAGGAAAGGCUUAAAGGUAAAUCUUGUGGGAGUAUUCUCUGGAAGUAUUUUUAGUAAUUGGCUGUUAGUCUGUCCUGAAGUUUGGGUUGCAGAUUCAGUGUGUGAACUGUUUAUUUUUGAACAUCGGACUGGUUGAUACCGGAUACAUCUGAAGUGAAUUGAGGCUCCAAACAGAUCGCUCAGAAAACAGCCUCUCCCCCUGCCCCCAUUCCAGCCGACUGAUUCACUUUCUAGCAUAUCUGUGGCGGCCCAGCUGUAGCCCUGACGAUAGGCCUAAUAAAACCAGCCUCAUUUGCAUACCAAUAGCAGGCGCCAUGUGUGGCUAGCUCCUAGCGCCCCAGAAACACGGACUGUUAGGAGACAAGGAAGGCUGAGCUUCAUGUUGGCUUUUUCUUUGUCCCCCGAACAGGCCUGAACUUUAAUCCACUAUUAAUUUUGGGGAAUUGACCCACUUUAUUGAGCUUAACCAAAUCUCUGUCUCAAUCUGAAAAGUCUCAAUCUACAAAAUUAGUACUGCAUGGAAAGAUCAGGAGCGUUUAUUUGUUAUUUUAGUGGUUUAUUUUCAGGUUUUUGUCUUAAAGGAAGCUUUUGUUUGGACCUCUUGUCAUCAGAUCAUUGAAGGCCUUUAGACAAGGUGACGGAGGGGGCGCAACCUUUUGGCCCCGUGGCUUUGUAGGGCGAGUCAUGAGGCCAGUGUGAACGUAAGCAAGCCAAGCUUUGUCUAAAAAUUCCUGACCAGUAUCGCACCCAUGUUCCCCUCUCUGAGCUCCGCAACACUCUCAGAAUAUUGACAUGUGAAAUACACAAUUAAAGCAUUUGUAAAUAUUUUUAUAGCGCUGUCAGCUCAAUUACAUGGUACUGUUGCUUUGUUUUUGCGUGUCAGAAGCUAGCACAUAAAAUUUCAAUGAAAGUCAAUAGAUAGCAGGUUUGGCCUAGCAGUAAAAUCAUGCCCCCCAAUGCACAGUGGAUAUAGCCCUUUAGAGAGUGCAGCCUGAGUCCAAUUCAAGUCUGUGGCCCUUCACUGUUUGUCUCUCCUUAUUUUACCUCCACAGUUUCCUUCUCUUCUCUUGAAAUAUAGUCGUAAAAUCCCCAAAAGUAAAUCUUAAUGAAAAAAUACAUAAAUAUGACCAACUUCAUGGUCCAUACAAUACAAUGCUUUAUUAUUGAUACCAUACAAUAUACGUUGAGGAAAUGAUACAUAGCAAUACACAGCAUUUAUUCAUGACCACCAAAACAGGAUCUUUAUGUUUUGAUACAAGAAAGCACAAUUUAAUAAGAAAAACUUUGAUGUCCAUCCAAUAUAGUAAGUUCCACAAUAUUGGUGAUACGAUACACUAUGUUGUGGAUCUGUUAGAUUACAAUACAUUUAACUGUAUUACAAAAGACACCCAAAAAUCUUGACAUUGCAAAACAUUAUGAUAUACUUUGUCAGUGUGAUUCUGUUGUUUUUUUUUUACAUUUUUUUGUUAACACUUAAGUUGAAUACGACUCAAUUCAAUAUAAUACAAUAGACUGUUUUACCAGUACAAAACAAAGUGACAUGUUUUGUUGGCAGUACAAGACAAUGAACUUCAUUGCUGAAAAUACAGUACAUUAUCAUCAGUACAAUACAGUAUGAUACACUUAGUUGUUCAUGUGAUAUGAUGCUAAAGAUAUUACUGUCAAUACAUAAAGUUGGAUAGGAUACAACAGGGAUGCAUGGAUAAGAUACAUUAUGGGGCACAGUGCAAUAUGAUAUAAUCUGAUACAACAAGAUACAUUUCAUUGUCCCCUCAAAGUAAUGAAGUAAUUUGUCUUGUGAUCAGGUUUAUUACACACACUUACCACCACUUGCAGUAUAAUUGAUGAAUAAAAACAUGAAAACAAAAAAUGAUCAAUAUGUGAACAGUGAAGCAUGCAGCAAUAAAACAAACCAAAGACAUACACUGACUUAAAUCUAUUUAGAAAGUGAUAACACCUUUGUUUUUGUGGCGUAACUUCAUUUACUGGUAAGCUGAUUUCUCUGAAUUAGAUGGUAACAACAUUUUCAUUAAUGUUUCAGCCCCUUUUUAAUCUUUAUCCACCAGGAGCUCUCAAUCAACAACAAAUAUCAUCGCUUAAAAAAACAAACACACAGGGUGCAAUACAGCACUCAACCAUCUACUGUGCAGACAUUGUAUUUUUCAAUGACUGUGUUCAGCCCUUGGCUCAUUUUUUCCACAUAAAAGCACAAACACUGGAAUUGUGACAAAUAUGACAACACCACAGGCAACACAAACUGAAGGGGAAUCAUAAUUGUAUUUUUAACCCGAAUAAAAAAAAUAUAUAUAUAUAUCAUUAAAUGUGUUUAUAGAUUUUUAAGGAUAAACUGUUCAUUGGAUUUGACAGUGAUUUCAGAAACACAUCAUCAAAUUAUCCAGUAACAGUAACAACAUGUACAGCCAUACCAUUUUAAAACUAUGAAACAGGGUGUUUUUACCUUAAGUCUAAAAAACAGUAAAUAAACUAUACUUAUGAUUAGCCAGAUUUAACAAAACAAGGAGUAAAUAAAGUGGAGGAAAAGAGGAUCACAUCGUAGAUUCUGCAGCUUUGAGUUCUUCCAACCUGCAACUGGCCUUCGGGGUCGGGUCAUAGUUAAAUGUCAUAUGAUUAAAAGGAUAUGCCUCACAAUGACAUUUUUAAUUAAUUUUAGUAAAAUCAUUUCUGGGGCAAUUGUGAGGUAACGUUUUAAAAAGCACAGGUACUUCUCCAGUUCUCCUGAGCUCCCCUAUAGAUACUGGUACCUCUAUUUGAGAAGUAUCCUACUGAAUGUCCUCCAGUCAGAUGAUGUCAGUUUUGGAGGAUAGAAAGGCUGUCUGGAGGGCAGACGACAGCUUGGGUUGUGGGCUGAUGUGGCUGAUCUGAUUGUGUAAGAGAUUCUCUAUUGUGUUAAGCCCCCCUGCUUCAUGCUGGGCUUGUGUUCCCCCCGGGACCAUAUGGCAAAGUCUGAAGACAAACCAGCUCACCUCAGCUACACAUACUAUUCAGAUAAUGAACCCAAUGACAGAUGAGAAGAGCUGUUUUACUGCGUGUCAAACUUCAGGUUUUCUGUCAUAUUUCCCAUCAUGCUUCAAACUGUGCACCAUUAUGAUCAAUACAUGUUUUGACCAGUAGAGGGAGCUGUGACACAGCGGAGUUUCUAUUUCUCAGCUGUGAGUUAUGACUGUGUGAUAAUUCAGCAGGAUUGGAGCAGAUUUGGAGAACUUCGGUCAUCUUAAACUGUCAAGACAACACACUGUAGUGAUAUCAUGUCCACAAACUAAAUGUUUGGUGUCUUGUGUAGUUAAACUAUUGAUGAGCUCUUAGUGUGUGUAUGUGUGUGUGUUUGUGUUCCUCCCCCUGCUGCCCAGGAAUAUGAAAAUGGUGGAUAUUGUAACUCACAAAAUGCCCUCAGAGAAUGACGUGCAUGUGGCGAGAAGCUUUCUUACGAAGAUUUUGCGAAGUUCCAUGAGGUACGGUUUUGUGACUUCAUCGUAAAAAGUAGUCCCCCCUUUUCCUCUCCUGGUGCUCAUGUCCAUGUUAAUCACUCAUUUAGUGAAAAACAUCAUCUUCAGUUCUCUCAUAGCAGCUCUACCUCUCCUAUGAUUUCAUUCCUCAGCAUGUUUCCCUGAAUGUACUUGUGGUUUGUGCCAUUAGAUGAAUCAUCUUUAUCCUGUGCAUGCAACACAAUCUCCUUGUGGUAGAUGUUUGUUUUUGUGUCAAAGUCAAGAUGUGUUAGAAUAAGAUGUACUGAUAUGUUUUGUUCACUUUCUCUGACAUGCAACACAGAAAGAAUCGCUUUAAAGGGUAGGUUUGAGCAAAAACUGACUAUUGGAAGUAAGAUUCAGAUAAAAAUCUCCUGAAUGUUGUAGUGAGUCACAGAUGUUGUCUCAAUUAUAGAUGCAGAAAAACCAAACAAAUGCUUUUCUUGUUUAGCUACAGUUAAAUGUGGAAGCAGCACAUACUGUUCUCCUGAAGUGGCUGGUCUCUAAUCCAGUCUGUAUUUUAUGCCCUCUCUGCAGGCGGAAUGAACCCAUAAACAGGCCUCACUCCUGGCACUCCACCAAGUUCAACGAAAACCAAUCAGAGGCUGCCAAAACUCAGUCUCCACCCACAGCAGUCUGGCACACCAGAUAUGAUGCAAGGUAAGGCCUGAAACGUGAAGUUUUCCUCCUGAAUCUCAGUGUGCGCUAUGGAGGACCUUGAAUCAUAAAUGUAUAAUUAUGGUCAGAGGGGUUUUCUAAAUAUUAAAAAAACACUCAGCAGAGCUAUAAACCCUCAAACCCCUAAACCAGCCUCCACCAGUCCCUCCUCUCAACUCUACAUAUGCCCACGACAGUUCAGACUGUCACUGCACUUACUGCCUUAUGAGGUUAGAACUCCUUAAAGAUGCUACACAUAUGAUGAGACACAACUUGUCAAUCACUGAAAAUGAUUUUGCACCUUUACAGGAAUAUUUUAGUAAGUAUGACAUAGGGUUGCACAAAUUACACAUCACCAGUAAGUUUACAAAAUACAAUGGAUGCUGUUCAGUUCUUCCCAUUGAUAAAGGAGCUGGUGAAGGAACCAGGAUGCAAGCUAGGCUACAGUUUCCUGCAGAGUGGGCUGGACCUUCAAGAUAAUUUUUCCUAAUUUUGAAUGACUGACUCAAGAACUUAUCUUGGCUUUACAGAUUUUUUAUCUAUUUAUUUUAGCACUGUGCAAACAAAAAGACCCUUUUUGCAGGCGCAACACACACAUGCUGUUCCCCAUGCAGUGCAAUCAGCUAAUAGAUCAAUGAUGCAUGAAUCACUGAAUGAGUUUUGAUAGUUUUGCAUCUCAGUCUGACAGUUAUAGCACCAAAUUUCUUAGAUUACCAGUGGGCGCUGUGAUGUGUGUGGAGUUUUUUAUUAUAGAUCAGUCACUUCCUUGACAGCCAACACAGUGUAUUUAGAAAAAGUAGACAUAUUGUACUGACCAAAGGAUGAGUCAUUAUGCAGCAAAAAGCAAAUAGAGCCAAACACUAACUGUGAGGACACUUUCACUUUCUUUCUUUUGGUUGAAUUUAACUCUUGAAUAUUAAAAAUAAACAGCUACAGCAAGCAAAUGGGCUCACAGAUAGCAAAGUAAAGCACUGAAAAAUUUGUGUGCACACUGAAACGAAACAAAUACUGGCAUCACAAUCUCUCAUAAUAAGCUAAAUUAUCAGAUAGACCUGAUCCCAUCUACAGAGAGUUGUUGCCAAGCUUACAUAAUUCAGCUCCUUUCCUCAGUUUCUCUCUGUUGAAUCUAAUUGCACAGUUUUUAAAUGAUUUAGAAUAUCAUCCUCCAUUAUCAUAAAAGUCAAGUAAUAAAAGUCAAGGUCGUUUUAACAGGAUAAGAGUCAAGGUUACAAAUAAAAGGUUGAUCAUGUGGUAUAAAAGUCAUUAUAAUGAGGUUAGAGCAGUGGUUCUCAAGUCCAGUCCUUGAGGCCCACUGUCCUGCAUGUUUUGGAUGUUUCCCUGCUCCAACACACCUGCAUCAAAUGAUCAGCUCGUUAUCAAGCUCUGUAAUGGCUUAAUAACGAGCUGAUCAUUUGAAUCAGGUGUGUUGGAGCAGGGAAACAUCCAAAUCAUGCAGGACAGGGGGGCUCGAGGACCGGACUUGAGAACCACUGGGUUAGAGUAAGGUAAUUAUCAUCUCGAGUUAUUGUCAUGAGAUAAAAUUUGAAAUUAUGAAAUAGUAGGCCAUAAUAAUAUGACUACAGGUCUGCAUAAGUCAUAAUUGUCUAAUAUAAAGGUCAAAGUUAUGGGGAAAAAAAAGUUAGAAAAUUUCAGACAAAAAAUAUGAGAUUAUUAUCAUAAAAUGACUUUUUUUUUUAAAACUAUGACAUUUCUGACUUAAAUUUUGACCUUCUAACUCACAUUAUUGGCUUUUUUUUUGUCAUUGACUUUUUAUCUUAAUAUUUGAACGUCUUUUCUGUAAAUAUAACUUAAUUUAUGAUAAAAAUGACUUGAUGUAAAGAUUUUUAUUGACCAGCUAAGUUAUGUUGGAAUUUUUUUACUCUGUAAGAGGACUUUUUUACACAUACAUUUCAAAGCAGUAUUUUCAGUGCUUUACUUCUGAACAAACGUUUAUUUGUAUGUUUGAAGUUUUAGUCAUAGAUCUAGUGCGCCAUGGCUGUGUUUGAGCUGUUUCUGUCCAAGGUGUUGCUGGUUAAAUAGUUGACAAAUGACUUCAUAUUCUAGUUCUAGUCUACAGUAAGGAUCCAUAGUACAAAACUUGAUCACAGUAGAACUGCAAAGUGAAAGGUUUUCUUUUUCAGGCAGUAGGAAAGUUUAUUUACACUUGCUCCUUUGCUUUUUUCCUCCAGCUCUUCCUCAAAUGAUCUGUCCUCCGGCUGGGAGCAGACGAACCUGUGCCGAGUGUCCGACCAGUUCAGCUCUCAUGGCAGCAUGGACAGUCUAGAGCAUGUGCCACACCCGUACCCUGCUGGUCAGCUGUCACCUGCCAAGUCCAACAACAGUAUGGAGCAUCUGGGAGGAGGAAAAAGGGACUCUGCUUACAGCUCCUUCUCCACCAGCUCUGGCACACCAGACUACACCCUGUCAAAGAGCAACACAGCCUCCACGGAGAACAUGCUCUAUAAGUUUAGUCAGUGGGACUCAGGAGGAAAGCACAAUAGUGGCAGGAACAGCCAGAACCCCAUAGAUGGAGCCAAACAGGACGACAGGGUGGCGUACUUUCAGAUGCCAGGUGUCAGCACAAGCUGUGAGGCUCCACAGACUGAAGACUCGCCAGGAUCCCGCCAUUCCACUUCAAGUAGAACCAGCUGUGGGCCUGUUUGGCACGUCCCUGAAAAGAAGAAAACUGCCUCCCCCUCUCCUCCUCCUCCUCCCCCACCUGCUCGUAGUGACAGUUUUGCUGCAACAAAGGUACAUGAAAGAGGACUUGUUGUAGGACCUGAACCUUACGCUCCCUCUAAAGCUCCCUCUGAAAAUCGCAUGAGCCACAAACUGUCCCCGAAAAAUGACAGUGAGGGUUUUUACACCACACCUGACAAAUCAAAUCAGUUUAACUCCAACAAGCAGUACUCCUUGUCUAGCAGUGAUGUGCGGCAAGGCCAGCCCCACCAUCAGAGGCAACAUAGUGACAAAAGCACUUUUAACUCUCAGCCCUGGGCUACAUCUGCACCAAAGCCACAGAGCGUAGGUGGCUACUAUAGUAGCCUGCAGGAACUGCCCACUAACGGUUCUGCUCAACACUUGGGUCAGAACCAGAGACGCAACAUAAGCACCUCAUCCACUGACCCAAACAGUGACAGCAGUGGACAGAGCCGAUACUACUGUGUCACAACGUGUCAGCCCACACAGCCGAACCCACAUCCCUUGUCAGGAAAACCAGAGGACAGAAGGAGUGUGUCAGGGGUGGAUCAGACACAGACUGCAAGUGAGCGUACCUCUCUCAGCCCACAGACUGUGACUAAAGUGAAGUAUCAGCCACCCCAGCCCCAGCAACACUCCACAGCCUCUCACAUUAAAAACAGCAACGGAUACAGCAAACACCAAGCCACCUCUGCUCUGCAAACUGCUGCACCUAAACCCCACCAUGAUGAUCGUAGCUCCCAGAGAGGACCUAACGCACACCCUGCAGAGGCUCAGUUCCUGAGUUAUCCUCCCAGCAGACACUCUGAACAGCGGAGGUCUCUGCAGCUGCAGAACAAAGAACUUCCCCCAGACAUGAGACACCCCGGCAACAAAAUCUGCCCUCAGGUGACCCCCAUGCUUCACUCUCUGUCCCUGGAUGCUGCGGUCCAAGAGGACAAAGCAAAAGCUCCAGACUCUGAGGAGUCCCUGGAAGGCAAACAGGUAAGACGUAGCGAGCGCUUUGCCACCACAUUAAGAAAUGAAAUCCAGAUGAGGAGAGCCAGGCUGCAGAAAAGCAUGAGUGCAGCCACAAUUCCUGGCACUGAAGGUGAGAAUGAAGGGGAUCAGGAUGUCUGGAAGUCGUCUGACAGCGCCACCCCGACUUUGGCAGACAGUCCCUUCAGCAACUCCUACAAGGAUAAUCUGAAGGAAGCACAAGCAAGGGUACUAAAGGCGACGUCUUUUAGGAGGAAAGAUCUGGAGCCUGUGUUAUUAGAGCAUCCAUCAUCUGAGACUCUAUCUAACUACCUGUCCUCAGGACUGGCCCGUAAAGACGUCCCCCCUCUGCCGACUGUGUCAGAAACUGUGAUGGGUAAACCAGGGCCUGCAGGAGGACAGGUGUCUCGCAUUGGUGGCCGUAAGCGUUUUCCUGCAGAGAAGAAGGUGAGGUCUUUCUCAGAGCCGGACAAAAUCCAUGAGGUUGGGGUGAAGGAAGAUCUCCCACAAGAUGAAAUUGCAAGCAUCUCACAGGACCAACAAGGGCCAGCUUUCCCCAAUCCCAUCCCGCCACAGAGCUACACAGAGAUCCCUACAGAGACCAAGACCCGUGGCCCGACCCCAAACAGUGAAACAGAAGACACAGCGAAAGGCAUGAAGAGCAGAGAGUACACUGAGGUUGUGCAGGGGGGGGCUUUUUCUGCACACAAAUUGUCUGUCCUGGACCAGCAGAGACUGGGCACCUUUGCAGAGUACGAGGCGAGGUGGAAUAUACAGAAGAAAAACCCUGAAACCAGAGCCUCAGGGCGGUACAGGUCAGCUGAUAACAUCCUGGAUCCUGGAGCAGAGGACCAAACCAAAACCACCUGUUUCCAUGAGAGAUCCCGAUCUUCUCCCUCAGCUGACUUUUAUGGACAGGUAAGUUGGACUGUGCUCAAAAAUGACCCAAAGACACAUCAUGUUCAAAUUAGGGCUGUGUUAAGUCGGGCGUUCCCCAACUUGAUGUUCUCCUAGUUACCAAAUAUUUACAAGAAAAUUAACUCUAUAAAUGUGUUUUAGACACAACGAAAACAGUUUUCAUUGUCAGGGCUGAGAAAGAAAUAGAAAUACCUUUGAAGGGAUUGGGACAGUUCAUUUUUUUUCUAAAGCAGGGUAGUAUGAGGUUCUUGUCAUAUGAAGUGUAUCAGCCACAGGGGAUCCUUGUCCCUUUGUUGGGGACCCGGCUGCAGAACCAGUUGGAAAGUAGACCAUCACCCUCUGCAGACAGGGUCAACUCUACCAUGUAUUUGAGCUUAAUUUAAAAAGACUCCAACUAUAGCACUUUUUUCGGUUUUACUGUGCACUUUGUUAUGAAAAUAUUCAGCCCUGUACUUUAUUGUUUGAAAGCCCUUUAUGCAUCGCGUAUGAAUUUCCCACCUAGCAAAGAUUUGCUGUUGGGUCUGUAAAGCACAAGGCACUGAUAUGUGAUGAAUUUUAAUGUUUUUCAUCCCAGUUUAAAAUUUUACUUUUCUUAAAAGUUAAAUGUGCAAACCAUAGUUUUUGUCUUGAAGACACACUUCACAAAGCUUUUUCUUUUUGAUCCUGAUUUAACUUCUAAAAAAGUAAGCAAAGUGGGUAAAACAGUGGCAUUCAGUGUGGAAGGGAUCUCUGGAUGGUGAGUGAUGCAGACUACAGCUGUAUGUGAGCUGCUGGUUUCCUCUGAUUCAGAAAGGACCUGGUGUUUUGUUGCUACCAAGUCUCAUGAGAUAGCAAGUAGUUUUUUCUGUUCUUAGGCUCACAGUCUCCAAACCUGCACCACCAGGUAACUGGAUCUGUCCUGCUCUCCGGUUAGCACAGGAGUUUCCCUCCUCUGAACCGUGUUCUUCCUCUGUAACUCCAGUUCAUUGAGGUCUCCAUGUGUGUUGUCCACAGUAAACAAAAUGUCAUUGUUGCUGUCAGAGUCUCUUAUUUUUGGUUGUAUUUUUGUAUCUUUCCAGCUUGCAGACCUGAACAGCUGAUCAGGGCUUUGCAAGCAAAAGACAACGAAUAACCUGCAUUGGAGAACAGGGCAAAAAAGGAGCUUUCUGUUGGCAAAAUGAUUACAAUAUAUAGUAGAAUAGUGCUUUGUCAGUCAGGUGGUAGAGCUGACUCUGCCUGCAUCUGUUCUGGUUCUGCAGCUGGUUUCUUAACAGAGAGGUCCCAAGAUCCCCUGUGGAAUCUACACUUAUUGAUGAAAAGUGCCUCAGAUAACCUCACUUCGAAAAAAAAACCUGAACUAUCCCUUUAAAAUAAGAACUUUACAUGUGCAUGUGCAAAUGAACCUUCCUAUGAGCAACAAUGUUAAUUUUCAAAUUGGAAAUGAUGACAAAUGUGUAAGCUGCAUUUUAAAAAGGUGGAACUAUCUGCAGGAAAGCUGCAGUCACUGCAUAAAACAGGAGGCUUUUUCCUAUGAGAAACCAAACAGUUUAGAGUUUAUUCAGACUUUGUCAUUGGCACACAUCAGGUUUACUAAUUAAGUACAGCUCUUAAAAGUUGAGAGUCCUCUUGCUGUGAGUAACUCAAAUGUUGAAGCUGCCUGUAGCUUUCAGAGUGUCUUUGCAUCUCAUUAAGACUGAAGUGAAAGGAACAAAGGAAAGAGCCAAGUCAAAUAUUAAUCCAUGUUUGUUCAUAAUGACACACCCUCAGCUCAAGGAGGAGAGAGGGGCAUCAACCUGCUGACAUGUUAUUCAUUGUUGGAAAACCAGGAAGCUGCAACAUGUGUUGGUUACAAUAAUGAACAGCGAAAGAGAAGCCUCAUUUUUCUGGAUUGUUUGCAUGCUUUUGUGUAACACACAUUAUGUUUGUUUAACUUUAUUUACAGAAAGUUCAAGUUCCUGCAAGAAAGUCAGAGGCUGGGUUUUCACAGACGGAGAAUAAACCUGCUGAACAGCUCAGCACAGCCACAGGGUGAGUAAAUUUAAUUUCAUCUAACUUUUUAGUGCAUUAGUUCCUUUAUCAGGAGAGCUACUGCUGUAUUCAGAAAAAGAGGUCAAGAAAAAGUUGAUGUUUCUGCAUUUUAUAUUUGACUCCGGUAGUUUUUUCUUCUUGGGUGGUAGGCUAGGAUCAAUAUUUGUCAUCAUUUGGGAAACUGAAUUUCAUUGUUGCUACAUUUGACUCUUGAGCUCCUGCUUUGAUAUCUGCAUCAUUUCAUCAGCAUGUUUGUGGUAAUUGUCUUGGUACUCUUAGUUUUAUCAGUUAAAGAGCUUGCAGAAGAACAGUGUAGUCUUUAUAAUCUGUGAAGGCAUACCAGUGGCACUGCCUGUGUGCAGCUGUGACAACACAAGCCGUCUUUCUGGCUGUGCUUUGUGUCGUUCGGUGGAGGCUUUUUGCUGUGGGCGAGGCAUCUGACUCCGACUGUGACACUGAGGAAGUGUUGCUCCAGUCCUCUGACAGAAUGAGGGGUUCACAAAGUCACCCUGAGGCAUGAAAUUAUCAUCAGUCAGAUCUGCUGCUUUGUAUAAUUUGAUUUUAGUUGCAUGGCUCUUUGGAUGGUAAUAUGGGUCUGUAAGUGGGUCAAAUACUUUGGUCUACUUGCAAACUGAAGAAUUUUAACAGCCAUUUAAUGAGUUUUCACUGAGUACUGUGCAGAUUUCUUAGGUUGCAGAGAAUUUUUUAAGUUUUCGUAUCUUUCAAAACACCAAAUGGAAAAUUGAAAUGAACUGUUUUCAGACUCAAGCUGAUGAAUUCUUCUUCCAAAACUGUAAAGUAACUUCAGACUUUGCUCUGGCUUAAUCUUUAGUUUAUUUUCAACAUGUACCUAACAAUGUCCCUUCUGUUACAUUUAAAUGGACUUCAUUAUUUAAGCCUGCAGUACAAAUGCUUGGUAUAUUAAUUUUUUUAACAUCCUCCAACUUGACUGGUGGAUCAGAAAGUUAAUUUCAGACUCUGUGUCCCGCGCCAGUUGUCAGGCCAUUGUUUGAGCAGCUCAGACAGUUACAGUUACAGUCAGUCAUGUCCUGAAAGAAGUUUAUCAGUGUGAUAUAGAUAUGACCUAUUAUGUGCGGCUGAUAAAGGGAUGCAUUAAUGAAGCACACACAAUGACAGUUCAAAGGUGCCAAGGACAGGCUUCUGCAUGUUGACUGUGUGGAAAUAUUUGAUCAUUCAGAAACAGACGACAAAAUAUCUUCUUACACUGUGAAUCCAAAGAAAUGUUAUCUAGUUCAGUGCCACGAGUUUCUGAAUAGUCGAAGUCGGCUCCAGUAAAAACCAGACACAGCUUAUUCAAUUAACCAAGCUCAGAGUUAUAGUUGAUUCAAUGUUUGUUGAAGACUAAACUGUCAUUUACGGGAGAAUCAGGCGAAUUUAUACAUAUAUAUUGGUAACAUCAGAAAUUAAUCUAAAAGUAUCAGCCUAUCAGAUAUUAACAAAAAUCAAAUAUUGUGCUUGUCAAAAAAUAGGACUUAGAUAAUGGGAGUUAGACAAUAAAACCCUUCAAAAACAUGAUCUGAUACGACAGCUCAUUUUAGAGUUAACUUGUUUUUAUCUAGUGGUGUCGCCCCCUGUUGGCUAUUUGUGAGAACACUGUUUUAGGUGCACAAGAAAAUGAAGUGAUAAAAAAUUUAGUUUUAAACAGUCAGCUGUGUACACUGAAAUAACGAGAUACUGAAUACUCUAAAAUGAAUGUCAACACUCUGAUUAAUCUGUGGUUUUUAAUUAUAAGAUUUUUUUUUGUGUUAAAUGUUCACUCAAACUUUGUCAGAAAAUGAAUUGAAGCCUUAAAUAGAGCCUAAAUUUCCCCAAAAUGAUCAUAUGAAGCUGUGUGUGUGUGUGCGUGCGUGCGUGCGUGCGUGCGUGCGUGUGUGUAUGUAUGUGUGUGUGUGCGUGUGUGUGUGUGCAUGCGUGCAUUCAUGCGUGUGUGUGUGUAAAGUGGUUCGGGCAGAUUGGAUCAGUGAGUGUUUGUUUUGUAGGCAGGGUGGAAAUGUUGACAGGUAACAUGAUGUAAUUGAUGAUCCUUUGAUGAUCCAGUGUAAACUUCUGUCGCAUGAAAACAGUGACAGAUUGGUGUCUUAUGUUAAAGUUAUGGCACAUGUUGGGUCACUUAACCUUGUUCUAAAGGGUUUAUCUACCACUUCAUGUAUUAAUUCAGUUUACUUCUUUCACUUAAAUCUGAGAAAUUAAAAUCACAGCUUGAGUUCCAGAGAAACAGAAAGCCAUAUUAUCAAAUAUUGGUUUGAUAGGGAAGAACAGACAGUUAUGGUUGAGAUGCCUAAAAGGAUGGGAAAAUAAAGUAAAGUAUGUUUCAAAGGUUGACCUUAAACUGUAACAGAACUCAGGCAGAACUUAAAGGUCUGAAACAUCAACAACAUGAUGAAUAUAAACUCAUAUUAAAAACAGGAAACAUUUCACCGGACAGGACAUAUUUCUCAAAACUAUAAAGCAUCUCACAACCCACAAAAGUGAUUUCAAUAAGCAGCUCGUCUUUGAUUGGAUGAAGAUCUAGACAUUAUAUGUAACUAAGGAAGUUUGUCCAACCCUCUCUAUACCCUUACAUAUUAACUCAUGCUUUCAAUAAAUAAUAUUAUAUUUCAUGAAAACAAAGAUUAUUUUAGACUCCAUCAACAUUUAUUAAAUGUUUUUUGUUUCACUGAUAAUUCAUUAGAAACUUUUUCAUUAUUAGAUUUUAUUAAUGAUUUUGUGGUCUAUUGAGUGUUUUGGGAUUUUGUGACCUGGUCUUGUGUUUCAUUAUUUAUUUUAGUGUUUGGUGAAAUGUUUAAGUGUUUAGUUUAUUGUUUUAUGCAGUCAUGAAAUGUUUGUGCUUGUUGCCUUCAGGUCCACUGUUAUUAACUUGUCCGAAGCUCAUCUCAAAUUAAGUUGGCAUGAGUUUCAAGAGAGACAAUUUUUCUGGGAUGAGCAGAUAUCUUGCAUUUGCAUAUAUAUUUUUAGCCAUUGGUUUUUGAUUCUCUAUCUUGUAACUUAAAGGGAUAUUCCAGCAUAAAAUUAAGUUAGGGUUAGAUGUCAAACACACCAGAGCACCGAGUUAGACACCCCCUCAAGAGAUGAAUGUUACCGACUGUUUGCUUCGGUACGUAGUUAUGGGGACGCCACACCUCUUGUGGAUGCUAGCUUAAGCAUCUAUCCCAGCCCCGCAAACAGCGCUGGCUCAUCUCCUGCAGUAUAUGACAUAGACAUACGUCAUAUGCAGUGACGUAUAUCUACAUCAUAUGUCCACCCCCCCACCCCCCACCCUGCUCCCCCUGCCAAAGCAAGAAAAGCUAGGGAAAACACUGUGCUGCCAUACUUGGCCUGGUCUCACUUGGAAAAGUGGUCUCAGAUUUUAUUGGGACUAACCUGGCCACAUAAAUUUGAGAUGAAAACAGCAGCAUUGUUGUUAAAUACUUUUAAGCCGAAAGUCUUAAUGCUUUGUGUUUGAGGUUUACACAGGCCUGUGUAGUCAUAACUGCACUCCACUUAGUCUGAGCCUUUUCUCCCUUGAUACCAGCUCUUUUAAGCUUUUCAUGUCCAUUAUAUUCCAGACAUUCUUGCGUUAAGCUUCGAUUACUUUGAAUCAUUCAUAAACUAUGUGUAGUGGUGAGGUUGGAUGACUUCAUGAAUUGUAACCAGUUAUUCAGGAGACUUGGUGUGUUAUCUCAACUCCCACAGGUGAAACCCAUUGACGGGUGUAAAGUAUCCACUCUUGAGCAACCCCCCAUUGUAGGAGCCACACCGUAUGACAGUCACGUUUGCAUUACAACAGCAGUACAGAGGAAGUUAUUGUUAUUGAAAGGUGUGGGAGAUGAGCUAAGGGAGGAGUGCUCCACCCAGAUAGUGUUAUGGAUACAGACGUAAAGAGACACCAACAGGUGGCUUCUGUCACAGAGAGCCAGCGGACACUCAGCACACACACUGUUACUGCUCGCCAAUGAAAAUGACUGCAGUUACACAGCUUAGAGGGUGAGCUAGUACUUCUUUUCAGUUUGUUUCACAUCGUACUGUUUGAGCUUUGUCCACCUGUUUUUUAAAUGAUUGUUUUCUAAAUUUGUUAACAGAAGCGCAUAAAGUGUGUUUUUUGUGCACCGUUUUGUCAAGUGAGAAAAGUAGUUAAAAAUGUCUGAAAUUAUCAUGCUGGUGUCUUAAAACAUGGGCAGAAUUUUUUAUGUGUUUUGGGAUUCGAAUGACAACAUGGUCUUUAAAGUUAUUAAAAAUGUCCUGAUUCCAUAGAAAUGAAUGGUAAUAAUGUCACCUUUCAUCACAAGGCAGUUGUUUCUCCUGCGUUCCCCCAGCCUCACAGUUUGUUUGUGUUAUUGCGUGCAUUUGGUUGCAGCUACACCUUCAGUAACAACAAUUCAAACGUUCUAACGUGUGGUGACAGUAAACUAGCAGCUCUUGUGUUCUACUGGAAAACUUUAUGUUUUAUUCUUGUGGAUCUGCAAAGUCAUGUAUCAGCUGACUUUAAAAAGCAUCGUACAUUCAACCUGGAAGGCCUUUCUCUGUAGGUCACCAAGAAAAUCAAGAGCUUUUCAUGGAUGUCCUUACAUCAAGUGCAUUUGUCCCCAUGUUAAAGCAAUACAGCCUGUUUCGCAACUGCCAGCUUGACCAUGACCAGUCUGAUGAAGCAAUACCCAAGGUUUUUGUUCACCUGAAAAACACUCUAAGUAUGGGGAAAUAGGGCCAAUGUUUUAAAAAACCUUGAAAACAUUUUUAAUAUCUGUCAAUAUAAAUGCCAAAAAUUCCUCAGGAAAGCUACAUCACAUGGGAACAGAUGUGGGUGUUGUUUUUUCAUUCGCUGAUUUAUAUCCCUUUUUCCAAAUAGCAACCUGAAAUGACCUUUUCUCACUUAAUUAUACAGGUGCAUUUGAAAGAAUGAGACUAUUGUGGGAAAAUUCAAUAUAUUUAUUAUAUAUGUAGUGUAAGCAAGUGAGAUUACAAUCUUACAGUUUCAUUAGCAGACAUACUCGGUUGCUGCGUCAAAGAUGUUCAUCUGAAAGAAAGUCCAACAUAAGCAAAGAUUGCGUUGCACUACCAUCAGGUUUUAAUGCACAUUUAAUUUUCCUAAGUCUACUGUGAUUGUAAUAUUGAUAAUUAUGGGUUAGUACUAAUAAAAUAAAAGUAUAUCUCAAUUCUGUCAAAAGUCAACACAGCCUGAAGUCUACCAGAAGAUUUUAGAGCAUUGAUGUGCUGGCACGCUUCAUAGAAAUGUUGAUGUCCUUCUCCAGCAGCACCUGCCCACAGCACCAAAACAACAUCAAAUUGUUAGUUGACCAUAUUACUGUACUGAACCUGCACACCAUCAUCUGGCCUUUACCGCAUUGAGAAGAUGUAGGGUAUUUGUCAAGUGGAAGAUAGAAACAGCAAAAAGUAGAGACCAGCUAAAGUCUGCCGUCUGCUGUUUGCCUCCAUGCCAUGCCAAAUUGAUUCAGUAAUUCAUGGUGAAGGAACCCAAACCAGGUACUAGGAGCAUAAAUAAACAGACUUUUCAGAAGUUGGACUUCCCUGUAAAUGUACAUCCUCUGCUUGACUGAUGUGCGGACAUGCUGUAGUAUUUUGAGAUACUGGAUGUCUCAGUGUCCUUAACUACAGGCCAGAAUUAUCAAAAUUAUAACAGGUAUCUCACUUUACAUGCAAUGAAAAGAGAAUGUAUGAAAGUUUACCUCUCACAAAAUAAAGAACUUUUUAUCAGAAUAUAAUUUCAUAUGCAUGCUAAACACUUAUCUAAUGCUGACACAUCCCUCCCUCUCAAGUACUAAACUUCUAUCCCGGGACUCAUGUUUCUGUAGAGUAACUUUCUCACAGUCUGCAGAUCUGGGGUUGCUGCAGGAGGAGGGUCGAAGCUGCAGUAACUGUUACUCUUUGGGUGACUUGUCACAGCUUGUGAGAGUUUAACUUUGGAGGUUUGAUUUAUGGCGUCUGUCGGUCCAGAAGUCCCUGCUCUGUAUCUUGUGACUCCAGAGUCAGUUCAGUUUAAUCAAAGCAGUGUGAUUUAUGAGUUAAUGGAUUCUGAGUAUUCCUAAUUGGAUUUGAAUUGUAGCAUUCAUGGAAAUGUGAUCUGUGAGCAUGAAGCCACAGUGCUUCAUGGUUUGCAUGCUUUUACUUUAUAGUCUCAGUCUCAUUGAAUUCUGUGUCCUACUGUACUGCUGGGUUUAAAAGCCCCUCCACUCAAAAAUGUGGUUUUACUCUGUUUAUGUGUCCCCUAAAACGUCUGUCCCUGACUGGACCGACUCGUAUCCAGGGAUGGAAAAAGAAAAAACAUUUUUCUUAAGUUAAAGUACGGUUACUGUGCCAAAAUACCCAAAUAUGAGUAAAACCAGUCUGUUCUCAGUUAAAGUACUGAGAACUAACUUUUGAUGCUUGGAUGUGGAGUGAGGGGAGGUUGAAAAGUAAGGUAUGACCUGAAAUUACGUAAAGCAUUUUUCCUCAGCUCACUUUUUAAGCAUAACCAACAUGGGACCAUUUAAGUAGUAUGGGCUUUGGUGGACACAACACCCAUGCAGGAUGAAUUGCAGCUUUUUCAGUUAAACACUUUUUUCAGAUGGUGGCUCUAAAGUUAAAUGAGCGCACUGUGAAUUUUCCAAUGUGAAUUUUUCCAAAAUCGUAUCAAUUCACAUUCCAAGUGUAGAGCAGUUGUCCAACAACUGGAAGGUUGGCGGUUCGAUUCCCCCCUAUCCUUAGUUUGUCCUUUGUGUCUUAGGGAAAGACAAUUAACCCACCCUGCUCCCAGUGUGUGUCCUCCGCUGGACUGUGAGUGAUGUUUGGUGGUGGUCGGAGAGACCAUAGGCACGGGUUGGCUGCCACGUUUCUGUCAGUCUGUAAAGCUUCCUGCUAAUAGAAGAAAACACUGUGGCAGACAUAAUUGUACGCUGGCAAAUCAAAGCCACACCAGAAACAUCCAGGUACAAGCUAGCAAAUUUUAGAAAAGAACGAUCCAAACUUCACUUUGCCUGUCACAGAUGUUGGUGCUCAACAGACCCCUGACCUAAAUCACGGAUACCUUUGGGCUGAAAUAUUUCUGACUGUCUCUCUUAAAUCUCCAUUAAUCAUCAGUGAACUUGGUUCUUUGAAUCGUUGAAUGAGACUUCUUUGUCAGGGAAACCAACCUAAAUAAAAUCAUGGAGUCAAUUGAAAAAAUAUCUAUAUUUAUGCUCAUAAAUGUCAGGAGGUGAAUGUUCAGUCAUGCUGGUUCAAAUCAAGAGGACAAUCACGUUAAGAUCUAUCUUCAUUAAGAGGCCUAAUAUGAUCCCUGUGCCCUCAAGAUAAUGCUUAUAUUCUCUUUGCAAGUUCACCUACAAAGAGUUAAAGUGUGAAUGUGGAUCAGGCAGGAAAAAAUGAUUCUGUCCUGCUCUUUUGCACUGGAGGAUUAUUUAUUCCUCUGUGCUGACUGCUGGGAACAGAAAUAUUCCUCUCCAGGCUGCCAGCUGAGCAGAAAACAGGGAGGAGGAGGUUUUCAGAGGAGAGGGAGACGUGUGUGUUGUCAUGCUGGCAUAAUGACAGUGGCUACAGCAGAGACGUAGAGGCCUCCUCUGCUCCACUGUGUUAUUUGAUUGAGCUGCAGAUGACAGUCCAUGCUGCCUGCCUGCUCAACACUGUGUCAUUAAAAGCUUUCUACUGUGUUCCUCAGGUUCUGUGACAGAGGACCCGGAGACUGUAAAAUACGAGAGAAGCCUGUGGAGUUUGAACACUUCCCAGCGCCGCCUCCUCCACCCAUGACAGGAGCCGACUCUGACAGCAGACACAGAGCUGCCCCUGCACCCCUGAACCACAGACCCUCAUCUAUCACCCACAACCUUGCAGAGCCUGACCCCACUGAGCCGCCGUCUGGGCCCAGGAAGAAGCCUCCUCAACGUCCAAGUUAUCCAGAGGUCAAGUCCCACGGGUCCUCCACCGGUUCCCAGAGUGAAAUUCGCACCCACUGCCCUCCUCACACUGCCCCCAACCCUGACUUUGCCCCCACCCACUCUGCAAAGGCAAAUUCUGAGCAGAGCAAAGGGCUUGUGGACAAAGGACAAGGGGCAGUGCAUCAUCUGUCAACAUCCAAUCCUCAGCCUGCCUCCUCUCCCCCGCCUUCCUCCCACAGACCUCCUGGGCCGGCCACCAUGGAGGGGCAGCGCUCCCCGUCACCACAGUUUUCCCCUCAGAGACUCAGUGACAAACCUCCAGUCUCUCUGCAGGAUGAAGACACAAACAGGUAACAUCUUCUCAUUUUUUUCAGCUGGACAUUUACUGAGAUUUACUGAGUUUAUCUGCAGCUUUCAAACUGGACAGUGUCUGUUACUCCUCCGCUCAUCGUGUCUUUCUGCUGCUCGUACAAAGGAGCUUAUUGAGACUCCCUGCCUUUGUACAAUCACCAUGUGAGUGCUAUCAAGCCACUGUAAAUUAGUGGGAUUCUCCACAUUUCUUUGAAAGCCACUGGUGCUCCAGGCGUAAUUGAGCGUCAGUGUAAACACUGCAGAAAGUAAGCUCUCAAAAACAGAAAAACAAACAAGAAAAUUACUGUUUUGAAAAAGGAAUCUUUAUUUUCCAAAAGAAGGAGGAAAUGACAAGAACCAAGAGUUUUUAAAACAACAAAAGUAUCUUAUGACAAAGAAUUGGCUCAAAUCUUAAAAGUCAUACAACGAUUCCCAAAACAAGCAAGUCUGUCAGAGAGAAAGAAUAUAUUUACAAACUCUUUUCCCUGCAUGCAGUAAAAGUGUGUUUGAAUUUAGCUUUAGAUUCAUGUAUACACAGACAAAAGUCACGGACAAAACAACUUUGCCUUUGCCUUGUUUGCCUUUGAUUGAGGCUUUUUGUAUAUAGGAGUGGGUCCACAUGCACGGAGGCUGCCAUCUUGCACUCUCAUGUUUCUACAGUAGCACAAAUGGACCAAAGUUAUGACAUACUCUUUUGAGUAUUUGGUGAACGGCAGCAAGUAGCCAGAAGAAGAAGAAAAAGGAUAGGGUGGUUGUUGUGUGCUGAAGAUUUGAUGGUAAAAACUUGAAAAAUUGAGGAUCAUACUUGUCAUGCGACACAGCAGCUUCUUGUCUUUAAAGGCCACGAUCACUCUGCCAACAGCAGGGGUGGACGGGGGAGCCUUUCAAUCCAGAAUCUUCUAGAUAUCACCAAAUAUUCCUGUGUCUACACACUGCACCUUUAAAUGCCUUAAAACUUAAAAUAACCUGCAGUCUGUCCAAUGGAUGGUUGCUCUGGUAGAAGAUGUACACAAACUUUGUGGUGGUCUUUAUGGGUUCUUCAUUUUCUAUCUCUGAACUACUUGACAGGUGUUUAAUGUCUUAGCUGGACUGGUGACCAUUUUCUUCAAAUUGGCAUCAUUACUCCACUUGGGUAAUAACGUGGACGACUUUAGAGUCAACUUGUUUAAGACAAUCAUCGCGUCUUUCCAUGUUUCAGCUGGUGUCAUUCAUGAAAUACAGCACCAUCCAUCUUGGUGAAGAAAUAUUGGUACCCUGAAGUUUUGGACCCCAGAUGCAAGACAACCCCUCUCUUUUCAAGGACAAAUAGCUGUCUGAUAUCUUGAAUGAUACUCAGAAAAGUAUUAAAUUCAGGAUGAUUUGUUCAUUUUUAAGUCAAGUUUCAUAACACUUCAAAUAACUCAUUGUAGGUAUUGAAUUGUUUUCUCUCUGUACACCAAUAGGAAAACAUCACAAAUUUAGCUCCAUGUGGGAGCUAGUUCAGUCAGACAAUUCAGGACACACCUAUUUACAUUUGCCAUGAAUAAUCUCACAGUCAUCUGACAAAGCAUCCUCAUGAUUAGGCGGUCUAUCUAAGCUGCAAGAUUUCUGGUCUCGUCCUCUGCUUUGCUAUUGCCACGGCUACCUGCAGGAGUACUGCACUCAAACUUUCCUCCUCGCCACUUCCCCAGAAUCCUCCUGUCAGCUCUGAUUAAAGGCAGGGUUUGUCAAAUUUAAUCUCGAAGGGAGUGAUGAGGUCCUGAAUUAUGUGCAGGAUGAAAACUAUGUCUGCUGCUGCAGCAAAGUUUUGAUCAGUAACUAUAAGUUGAUUGACUGAUCUGGACUCAGAUGUAUGAUUAAGAACAAAACUGAUUUUUUUUUUUGUUCAGUAUUUGAUUAAUAUCAGAAAAGCCAAAAAAUGUGAACACUGUCAAAGCUGUUUCAUAUUUGUGGUUGCACUUUUUCCAGUCCCAAUCAUUAAGUUACUCAGAACACAUGAUAAAAUCUUUAUUGAAAUCACAAACAAGACAAAAUAUGCCUGCGACAGGGUUACUUUGCCAAUAGAUGUCAGACAAGAAGAAUCAGAUAAAGCCUUGAUUAAAUGUGUUUUUGGCAGUGCUAGUGUUGGUCUGGUGUGAAUCUGGUGUAAAUCUGCCUCUGUGAAGCUGUUUGUUCAUCCUCUUGAUUCAGAGGUAAUGGAUUUCAUCUGUAGUUUGCUUCAGACGUUGCUGUAGGAUUGUAACAGUGAACAGAAACCAAAGUGGGGGAGGAGUUUUGGAUAUUCCAGCAUACUGGGCAUGGAAAAAAUCUCAGUUGCCAUCAUGCAGUGAAACUUUAAAUCAGCAUAAUGCUUAAAUAACUGCAGCAAGUGAUUUUCUUCUCCUUUCAGAGAGAAGUCUGUGCUGCUUCUGUUUGUGAUUUUCUCUCUCUUUGUGUGAUAUUUCAGGAUGGAGCACGUGAUGGAAAACCAAACUUCUACAGUAAAGAAAGUUCCCAUCAGGAUCAUCCACUCAGAGGGAUCCUUAGAGAAGGAGAACGGCCUGUUUUUGUUGCACAGUGACCCUGCAAAUGUCGAGGCUGAAGGUCCUGGUGUGACCAGGCUCAGUGGUCUGGGUGCUGCGGGACAGGACUCUGUUUUCUGUGCCUUCAGUCGGCAGAGGGAGCCUGACAGUCAGAUGGACCCACAACCCCAGAGAGACACGUACAUGACCACCGUCGGGGAUCUCAUCGGCUCUGACAGUCAGCAGCCACCGCAGCCCACAGACCAGCCCGGGAGUAACAGGGUAACCACAGUAACCACAAGACCGUCUGACGAGGACCAGAAGAGGGAGGAGCUGGCCCGAGACAUCAUGGGAAAGGAUAAGUCACUGGCUGAUAUUCUUGACCAGAGUAAGAUGAAGACCACCAUGGACCUGAUGGAGGGGAUCUUUCCUCAGGGCGAGCAGCUGCUGGAGGGGGCUCACCAACGCAGGAAGGUGCCAACCAAACAGACGGUCCACCGGCCUGCUGAGGAGAGGUGAGGCACUACCUUUGGCUUGAGAAAGUGGCAGUUUUAGCUCCUAAUGACAGUCAAAUACCUCAUGGUAUCUAAUUAAAAACACAUUUAUACUGUAAAAGCAACUGAAAGUAAACUUGUUAAAUUAAACUUUUGGUUAAAUGAGGAAAUAAGAAGAAAUAUCUUAACCUUUAUGUGAAAUGGUGUCAGAUGAGGGAUUGAGAAGGUAGCAUUACUGGCAUUACUGGCAUCAGACUCUGACACUUAGCACGACCUAAAAAUUGUAUAUAUAAUUGAGUUGUCUAAACGGAAUCUUUUACACUGUUCUAGACUCUGUGCUUGCCUGUUUACGUUGUCCUUUUCCAUUUACAUCCCUGUUUGUGUAGUUUUGUGUAAUGACCACGACUCAUUUAGUAUGCAUAAUAAACCACAAUUUCAUCCAGAGCAUUCAAAUAAAACAUUUUCCAAAAGACUAAUUUAAUUCCCCAAAAAUGAGACAAUAUUUUAUGUAAACAAGUAGUGCUCUAAUUUAGCAGCCCUACAUUUUACCUGUUGGAAAGAGGUCUGGGUUUAGUGGUCUUUCAGCUUUUUUAAACCAGCUUUGAAUUAAUGCUAAUUCAGUCAUAAUAAAACGUUACUUUAUGUUGCAAAGAACGUGUCCCUCCUGGUCAAACAGGGAGAAAAGCAAAUACACAUGAUAAAAACUGAGUUAUAGCUAAUACUCUGCAGUGUGUAAUUAUUGCACCGCAUUUGCUUAUUAAGCCAAACAGGAGCGCACUCUAAACAUAAACUCCCUUCAAGUGCACAAACAUACAAAAUCAGCACACUAAAUGUUCCUAAAAUUAGUUAUUACUAAGGACAUGCACUGAUCCACAUUUUUUUUUUCACAUCCGAUCCAAUCUCGAUUUCUGAAUUUGGAUAUUUGCUGAUUCUAUUCCGAUAGCAGAGCUCUGUUAGCUAUACAGUCAUUAUUAUCAUUAUUGUUUAUUUAUAUGAGACUGUAUGUAACUUCUCUCUACAGGCAAGUAUGUGUAUUUAUGAUUUCCUGAACGGAGGCGUGUCUCAUCUCUAUGUCUUAUUGAGACACGCCUCCAUUCAGGAAAUCUAUAGAGCAGUUUGCAGCCAGCUAGCAGACUAGCAAAAAUCAUUUGUACAGUCAUUUCAGCAGACAAAGUUAAAGCAAAGACAUGACUUAUGAAAUCGGAAAUUUUCGCAGUUUGGAUCGGAAAUUUCUGAUCCAUUAAUUACGUUGGUAUCGUAACCUGAUAAAGAUACUGAAUCGGAUCGGCCCCACCCCUACUUUGUUUCAUCUCAACACUGAAUCCUGUGAGUGUAAUUUGCAUAUUAUGCUCAUAUCAUGCAGGUCGAUAACUGAGAUCCUGUGUUAACCUGUUGACCAGCAUACUGUGUGUUUACUCUAAGUAUAUGCACUUCAUUUGAUAUGUGCAAUCCUUACACAAGACUUUUCAAUAUAGAAGCUACAACCUGUUCCUAUGCAUGACUUUUGUAGAUUUCUGUAUCAUCCCAAAAGGCAGCGACUGUCAUGCAAAACAGGACAAUAUACUUUUUAACUCUGAUGAAAGCUUAUUAACUAAAUGAUCAAUACAUACUAAUAUAAAAAUGUCCAUGUUAUUUAUGGCCAAUGGGAUGAAGCAAUGACAGCUCAUGUGCAACAACACUGAGCUUCAUUAUGUUGGUCAGUUAGAAGUACAUUGCAGUGUUGUUAACGAUGGCUUAACAGCUAUUUUCAACACUCUUAAUGCACAUGUGAUGGAAAGAGGGGCAAAACAAAAAAACACCCUUUUAACACUUCAGUUUAAUUUUACACCUUAAGAACCAUCAUUUUUAAUAUAAUUAUUAUUCAUUAAAUUCUAUAUAAACAGGAAAACUUGAUUGAGAUCAAUCAUUUCAUUUACAAGAGUUUCCUGGACAGAAAGGCUUCAGCACAGUGAAAGCACCAAAAGUUUAUGAAUCGUAAAAACAAUAAGUGCCCGCUCCAGCAGAAGCCUGACAGCAGCCUUUACUUUAGUCCGUUGUUUAAGAACCAGAGCCAGAACCAGAGAGGGGAAAGAGCUUAAAAAGAAAAUCUGGGAGUUUAUUGCUCUUGAUAAGCAGCCUUUCAGCAUGUUGGAAGACUUUCUCCAGCUAAUGACGCACUCACUGAAAUACUGUAGGUGCGUUGGAUAUCUGCACAAAUAAAACACUCUGCAUCACUAAAUACACAUACUUUCCUCAGGUUCUGUUCAUUUGUAGACAAAGAGUGUUGUGCUUUGACCUGCUCCUAUGUGUUCAUGAGAUCUGAGCAUUCCUUAAAUUAAGACAGAGCAGGCAGCCUGAUAGAAAAGGUCUGAUUUAAAAUGUCACUAAAGAGCAAAAAGGAUAGUUUCCCACCGUGGAGCUUCACAGUCUGUUUACACUGUCGCUGGUUAUAUAAGUUGCCCUGGAGCAGUGAGAAAAUAUUGAUACAGCCACCAGAACCUGUUUCAGUGUGAAAGAAAUACUGAGAGAAACACCAGUGGAGAAACAGGCCUCACCUGGAUCUUUAAAGUCUUAAACCUCUUUUGAAGGCCAUUAAAUGUCAGAAAAAGUCAGUUUUACUCAUGAGACGCCAAAAAUUUUUGAUGACUCCUGGACUGAGAUCUCUGAAUACUCAAAUCAAUAUACUGUCUGAUUAACCUUACCUUAUCAUUGUUUUGGACUUGCUUGAUUAUGUUAGUAAAAGUUAAUGAAGCUGUAAGAUAAAACACACAGUGAGUGGUUAACAGGGCAAACAAAAAAGGGUUAUUACACUUUGCUCGGCUUUGCAAAAUUGUUGUCAAACUGAUUUUAAAAAAAGCUUAAAAUGUGUAAAUUUGAUCUAAAGAGGUGUUCUUAGCGCUGCAGAAGUAUGUAGGGCAGAUGGGUUAAGGUGGGAGAGGCAAUCUCUUACAAAAGGUUGAAAAAAGACCAGUCAGUGUGUCUUCAUCAGAAUACUGUAUGUAUUUUCUCCUGUGUUUUUUGUGCAUUCAUUUAGAGGACAGUGAAUAGAGAGGAAAAUGAGGAGAGAGUGGAGCAUGACUUAUGGGGAAAGAACCACAAGCUGAAAUUCAAACCUGAGGCCUAACCCUCUUUACACAGAGAGGCCAGUGGCGCCCCUUCAAUUGGAAAGAAGUCUUAUGACCAGCCUGAAACUUCUGUAAUUGACAAGUUUGUGUACAUAGAAGGGUUAUUUAAGGUUGUUAGGCAACUAUUUGAACUGAAAUUCAAAGAUUUAUUAACAUUCUUCAAAACUUACAACUUCAAAAAUGAAAGGCUUUGUGAAAACAUUCAAAGGAGACAAGUUCACUACCUCAAAGAUGUAAAUAGUUUGAAAGAAUUAGCCAAAACAGACCAACAAAAGUCAUAGAUACACUCAGGAUCAAAUAUUUCACAUGGUAGUUUUAAAAGGCUGGUGAUUUACUGAGUUUAAUAUUGUGUCUUGUGUUAUAGGGAAAAAGAGGACAGUAUGGCUGCAGCUGUCACCAUGGUGACCAGCUCUACAUAUUACAGCACCUCUGCUCCCAAAGCUGAACUCCUCAUCAAGAUGAAGGACAUGCAAGAAGAAGAGGAGGACUCCGAGGACGAGCUGGACAUCGAUCUGGCCAACAAAAAGGUGCUUUACCCUCUCUGAGCCUGUUUCUCUUUAGUGUGCAUGUUCAAUACAUAAAAUGUGACCUUGUAAAUGUGUAACAUUAAAGUGGUUUCAUUCAAGUUUGGUAUCUUUACUCCUCUCUGCAGCAAGAGCUGAUCAACAGCCUGAGUAAGAAGCUGCAGGUGCUGCGGGAGGCGAGGGAGAGCCUUCAGGAGGACGUCCUGGACAACAACGCUCUAGGAGAGGAGGUGGAGGCUCGAGUCCAGCAGGUGUGCAAACCCAACGAGCUGGACAAGUUCAGGAUGUUUGUGGGAGACCUGGACAAGGUGGUGAGCCUGCUGCUGUCUCUGUCAGGUCGUCUGGCCAGAGUGGAGAACGCCCUUAACAGUCUGGAGGAGGACGCUACAGCUGAGGAGAGGGUGAGGGGAUGAAAUCUUAAUGACAGAAUUACAUGAAAUUGAAUAAUCCCUACAGCUACUUCCUGGAAACAAGUAGAUGCUUUUACAGACAGUCGUCUUUUUCAUUUCACACAUGCAUGCAUGACUAGAUUACUGAAAAUAACUGCCUGUCACACUCUGCAGGGUGUUUUUAAAGAUUGUCAUGUGCCAGAGGGAGACAGUUGACCUUCUCUUUUAAUCUUGUUUGCGCUCAUGUGGCUGCAGAUGUAAACAAACAGACUCUGACACACCGAGGUAAUGCUUUGCAGCAAACUGAAGCAGGAUGCCGAACAUUGACAGGACUGCUAAGAAACGUCCUGUAUGUCUGUGUAACUGUUGACAGACAUCAAAUCUAAGAGUCAGGGUCUCACCUCCAGUUCUCUGAAGAAUAGUGAACCUAAUAUCCUCAAACUUUUCUUGAUUGAAACUUGUGCUUUCAAUCUUUUUCCUCUUCAAGAGAACAAAAUAAUAAUACAUAGUUUUCUCAAUACAUCAGUCUUAAAAUUCAAACAUCAUUCAUGAAACACUUUUUGAAAUUCAGGUUACAGAGUUCUUCACAAAAGCUGCAAAAGAAAACAAGAGCCAUCAGGGAAGUCAAAAAAGAGGACAUAAAAUUAUUUUAAAGAUUUAAAGUGUGAAUUUGAAUAAAUAAAAGAAAGAAAUGUUGUGUUUCCCCUUAAUACCAUUUAUGAUCAUGUGAGGUGGUACACUGUUUUCUCUGGGACACUCAACACCUUUUAUUUUAUCCUGCAGUUUCAAAUGCACUUUUAUCCUGUUGUCUGUGCAAACAUUUAUAGAUAAAGAGAAAUAAAUAUUUCAUCUUUGAUGCACCUCGGUGUCUGGAUCUGUUAAAUGACCCUUCAGGGUGUGAUCAGACUCCUCCACUUUGUGUCCUGGACUGGUCCUGCUCACACUGACAAGGCUCUAAUUUACUGACAUAAGAUAAAAUAUGAAAUAAAAGGUGAUUCAGUCGGUUACACCUCCACAUCAGCAAACUCUUUAAAACAAUUUAUUUAUUGAUUUUUACAUGUGUGUUAUACAUUUACAUAUACAAAUACAAGUAAAACAACUCAAUCACCUGCUGACUGUAACACAAACAGCAGUAAGAGCAUGCAUACACACUUAUGACAGCACACCAAACACAAAUUUUGGUUUGGAAAAUAAGGGAACAGCAAGCAAGCAGCAAGCGGGUCCACCUAUCUACUUAAAUAAAUCCUUUACCUUAAAUAAUGUAUUUUACACCUCAAUUAACACAUAUUUAUCAUAGAUUAUUCUUUUGUUAUUAAAUUUGUGUUUUUUGGGAUACAGACCAAAAAUUAAAAAUCAAAAAUCAGAAUCCACUGAAACUUGUUUUGAAAUAUUUUUCAACCUCCUCACAAAACUUUCUGAUCUCAUGACACCAAAUGUCCAUUUCUUCUUUGCACAUUUCAUGCGUCUGGAACAACACUAUUAGACUCAUUCAGCUUACGUCAGCAGAUUCAUUACAACAUUAUUGUCCAAUUAAGCUUUAGACUACUUUGAUUGUUCUAUUGGUUGCCAGGAUACAAUCAUGCUCCUUCCUAAUGAGACCGAUUUCAGUGGUACCAUCAUUACUGGAGAUAUUACAAAAAUAUCGUUCAAGUAAGUCUCUGUUUGAUUUAUUUAGAGUAAUAGAACAAGAAGAAACAAUUCAAAAUAUAAUCUUGUAAAUCUAAUAAGACAAAUACCACAGUGUCACCAGGCAGAGGUGAAACAUGCUGGACUUCCCUCCACUCUUUGUUAUGAUAUGACGUCUGUAAUUAUGUUGGUCUUUGCGUCUCUCUUGUUGCUGGAAAUGAAAAAGUGCUAUUAUGAGGUUUUGACCAAUCAGUGGCAUGUAUUUAAUGAUACUGGGAAGCCUGAUUAUAAACUUUUAUCACUGCAGUUAUACAACAAUCUCCAUUAUAAAAGGUAAUAUUUCAUUUAAUAACCUUGAGUCUGAGCCAGAUUUCAUUAAAGUGUUUACUGAUCCUGUCAUGUUCCUUUUCUCUCCAGCGUACGCUAAUGGAGAAGAGGAAGCUCCUGAUCUGUCAGCACGAGGACGCCAAGGAGCUGAAGGAGAACCUGGACCGCCGGGAGCGCGUGGUUUAUGAUAUCCUGGCCAACUAUCUGCAGGAGGAUAGCCUCACAGACUACGAGCACUUUGUAAAGAUGAAGUCUGCGCUCAUCAUCGAGCAGCGCAAGCUGGAGGACAAAAUCAAACUGGGCGAGGAGCAGCUCAAGUGUCUGACAGACAGCCUGCCUAUAGAGCAGAGGCUGGCUUUUUGAACAUUCGGACCAUGUUAGACUUCUAUUAAAGAGCCCAAACUCUGGUGACCAAGACUUUUUCUGUUGCCCUAAGUUGCAGUUGAGCCCUGCGUCCAGCAGAGGGAGACAGAGAAUCUGCAGAGGCAAACAGCCUGGUGCAUUUUCUGACAUUUUACUUCUUCCCAUCAUCACAACACGUGGACUUUAAGCCUCCAUUAGAAACUCCCUGUGAAAGAUGCUGCUUCUCCUUGCAUCACAUGACCACUGUAUCUAAAGUCUAUCACGCCAUUUUUGCUUUGUUUUUAUUUUUUGGUUGUUUUUUUAGUAAUUUAUUGUAGCCUUUUGAAUCUGCACAGGAGGGGGACAGUAUUUUAUCUUCAUCUGAUUUCAGCAGCUGUGUUCCUGACAUGUGAGCAACUAGGAGUAUUUAUCAUGUUUGAAUAAUGUCACACUCUCAUACCAUCUUUAUCACAAUCUGGCCAGAUAUUUCAAGAAACACAAAUACCUUUUGUUAGCUUUUCUAUGUAUACACUAGUGGCCUUUUAAUAAGAUUUUGUGCCCUUGCUUUCCUCUCUGAAGACCCUUUUUGUUCUGCAAUAAAAGUAAGUAAAAGAAGUUAGUGAAUGUACCUGUGAGGAGGACCUGGUGGUUUAGGAGAGCACUUGUUCAACUUCACUGAACAGAGGAACAGCAGCACUUCACAUCAACUCCAAUGAGACCCACGUCUGAAGUGCCUGUCGAGUAACUGCCAACACUGUCCAUGUUUCAUUCACAUAACUCCUUUAGAUUUAUGAUUUUGCCACAUCUAAGAUGACCAAGUGUAUCUGUGUUUUGUCUUAUAACUUCACUGUGUUUUGUUAUCCACGGUGCAGAUGUUGAAUGCAUACUUACACGGCUGUUACUUGACUUUUAGUUCAAUUUUGUCACUAAAAAUGUUCAGGUUUGAUUUGCAACCACAUACAGAGAUGAAUCGUCUCAAGCUUUGACCAGAUUCAGUCUAAAUGUUUAGACUGUACGGAUAAAAUGACUCUCAUAAAGGUAAACUGAAUUAGAGGACGUUUGCUCUGCACAUUAGUUCCACACGCUUCAUGCACUGCUACAGCCUGACUCUCUAACACUUCACCAGCUGUGCUCCUUUAUAUCAAAUAAAGAGUCUGCUGGAAACACA
Messenger RNA from Xyrichtys novacula (pearly razorfish), 56943 nucleotides. The record is from the annotation of a GenBank genome assembly. Lineage: Eukaryota; Metazoa; Chordata; Actinopteri; Labriformes; Labridae.